AGUGCUUUGAGGACAAAUACCUAAGCAAACUAUGCCCUCUGAGUUUCCUCUUUGAGAAUCUGCCUCAUUGUUGAUUAUGUCAUUCAGAGGUAUCUGUUUGCUCCAUACUCCGGGUUUUAUGACUUGACUUCCACUUCUGUAAAAGGUACUGCCUGUCUUCUUUUUUGCCAGUAUUGAUUUAGAAUAAGAUGUGUUCUGGAUGAUUUUUGUAAAGAUUAAAAGCAAAUUGAGAUCGCUCUGUAAAGAGGGGAUCUAAAAGUCAUUGUCCUCUCGGAGGCACAGCUCCUCAGAUGAUAAGUUGAAGCAGUGUUGAACUCAAUUCGAUUCAAAUGAAGAGCUAAUCUUCGGAGACAAAAUGAUCCAUUGUGUGUCUUACAAAAUGAAUUCCCAGUACAGGGGUACUAUGUUUGUUUCUCUAUGUGUGGGAAUGUUUCUCCUGUAUCAUUUUGUUUCCUAAGAUACGAUAUCUACAAGAUAGAAACGAGAAACAAAAACAGGAAUUAUUACUGGGCCAAGGAUAAAUACCUGACCUUGGCGAGGACAGCUUAAAGUAAGCUCUGUGGUGCACUGCAGGAACUCAAAAGAGACUUCAAUCCAGUGAGUCAACAUGUACUUUUUAUAGUUCAUGAUUUAUUAUUUGAAGGUCUUAUUAAUUUUAGAAGUUGAUAAAGAAGUUCGUAGAAGUUUUAGCAAAGUCAGGUCAGCUGCCCUUUGAUUUUUUUCAGUCUCUAAGCUAAGCUAACCAUCUCUUGGCUGCAGUUUAAUAUCUAACGGACACACAAGAAAUCUUCUCAUCCAGCUUUCAACAUCAAAAUAAGGAAGAUGAUUUCCUUAAAUGAUCUGCUGUUGCUUGUAAUGUUAGAAGUUUCUCAUGAAGGAUACAAGUCGCUUUCCAUUAAAACUGCUGAGAUCCAAUUAAAAGUUUAGCGUGGCUGCCUCUGUGUAAACAACCAUGACCUUUGCCUCAUGAUCCUGGCUUGCGUGUUAUUCAUGAAGUCAUACUAUGGAGCAAGAUGUCCAUGGUUCAGUGUGGGAGACAGCAGAUACACUCCUGGGACAGUAAACAAUUUAUAAACUCAAAUAAGAUCUUUUCCUGAGCCUUUUGCAGUUUUAUGUCUCAAAAAUCCUGAAUGUAAGGAUGACUCCAUCUUGCAUUUUGUUGUACAGGUAUACCUGUAUUUGGUAAUAUGUGGAGUAUUUAUAAGUUGAGAGCAAGUGCAGCUUGCUGAAUUCUGCACUGCACUUAAAACUGAUGCAAAAAAACAAUGCCAGAAAUUAUUUUCCUACAUUUUUUUUUUUUUUACAAUUUUUAUGCUUUGAGGCUCUUUAUCAUCUUUUAUUCUUUGUGGUGUGUAUUAUUAUUGUGUGUAUGCUAAAAAAAGAUGUCAGUCAGUUUGCUGAACUCAACAUCAUAAAAAGGAAACAGCCAGCCCUGUCCGCAGGAAACAAAUCAGCUAUCAGCAAGACGAAGUACUUACUAAUUAACUUGCUACUUUUUAGUUGAAAAAGAAAAAAAGGCAGAAAAUGAAGAUAUUGACUUCAAGAUGACAGAAGUUACUGUGAUUGCCACAGAAAGCUAAGCUAGGCUAGCCAUUUCCUUUUUCCUCUAGUUGUCUGAAGAAGAAGAUGAACUUUAUUGAUCCUCGAAGGGAAAUUCAGUUGCCUGUCGUCUCAUUUGUCAUGUCUCAAAAAGUCAUGUACUAUUUAUUAAGGAAUUAUUAAGAUCUUCUUUCUGUGCUGGGGUGAAGUAAGCGCAGCGGUCCACCACCAUUGACCCUUUAGUCCAUCAAGAUGUUAUGAAGUGUAUGAUCUAUGUUCUUUAGAAUUGUCUCCACUUUCUUUGGUUUACAUCUCUCCACCACAUCCUCCAGGGAGUCCGGCUUGAAUCCAACCACAGAGCCAGCUUUGUUCACCGGCUUGUUCAGACGUCUUGCAUCAUUGUAUUUUAUAUGCCAAGCAAGACUAUCAACUGCCAAGCUAGCCCAGCUGUAGCUUGAUGUACACUAUGUGGACCAGAUUAUGAAAGCAAACUUAUGUUAUACUAAAGCAAAUCAGAAUGAAAUAAGCACAGAAUGUUUUUUAAGCACUAAAAUGCAACAAUUUUAGUUUCAAAUUUUUCUAAAUAAUGAGCCCUAACACUUAAAGUUGUAGGGUGAUAUAAUCACCAAGAACACAAAACAGUGGUGAUGGAAUUACAUGUUCAUUCAAAUAAAGCGCCACCCAUGGUACUUUUAUUUCCUCAUGCUUGGAUUUCAUUAUUGCUCCACUAAAGGCAAAUGUUUUUUUUUGUUUUUUUUUGUGGAAGUAUGACUCUUUGCUCCACAUGGUUAUAUCCCGUUUGUAAAUGCUGAGUCAGUAGCUGUGGUCAAAAUGGUGCCUGGCUCAUUAAAAAAUGUCAAACAAAUGGGACAUGUGAGUUUUGUUCAUGCUGAUAGUCACUCUAGACUGUCCAGAUACUGUAUGCUUGGGAACCAUUAGUAUCCCAUUAACUGUUGUUUAUCUCCUGCUGCCUGCACGUCACAGAGCAAAAGCCAGGCCAUCAAACAGAUAUUUCAUCCAUGAUUUAGAUGGUCUAACCAUUAAUUAUUCAUUUUGCCACAGUGAAGUCUGGCUGCACUCUCGAAGAGGAGGUAAUGUGGUCUAACAUGGUGGAGUUUGUUUAUAAAAGCUAUAACUUCACGAGGUUAUCUAGGCUCAAGUGGGUUUGAAUGUAGUGUGUGUGGUAUAAGAUACACUGAACAUGUGUGUAAAGUGAGAUGAUGUGCUGUUAUGUAGACUAUAGACAAUAGAUGUCAGCUGUAGUGAAAGACAAGAGUCCAGACUACUUCCACUUCAGGUUUAUUGUUUAGCAGUUUAUGAUCUCUGGCUUCACACUUCUUUUUUUAUUAUUAUUGUUGUUAUCUCCCAUAUCAGUGUUAUCACUUUUAUGUAAAUUAUGCAGCACCAUUAAAGCCCCAGGCAUCUAAGCUUACUUAAAGUAUAUAAGGAAAUGGAUAUAGAACAGCCACAGUUAAUACAAGUGCUCUGUAUUAAUCAUCCACUAAUGGGCGUGAUGAUGUGUUAAUGCCAGUGAUGGAUCCGAUGGUAUCGCUGCAAAUGUUACUGUCUCAACAGCCACUGCUUGAAGAUACUGGGAUUACUGAAGUAUGUGUUAUGAGCAUGUAGCAGACCCAAUUCUCCAGACCGCCUAAGUUUGUUACUUCUACUUUUCUUAGAUUCAAAUUAAUCAGAGCAUUAGAGGGAAUGGGGUGUGACGAAGAAGAAACAGGAAAACCUCAAUCCUGAAAUAAUUAGCACACAUUUCCAGCCCCUAAGGAUCAAAUUAGUUUGCAUGAGGCAUCAUUUUGGCAACUUCACUUCAUUACAGUGAAGUGAAUGCAUCACAAUCUCUGUAAAAUAAACAGUGCUGUCCACGUUCAGGAACACAGCUUCUCACUGGAAGGAAAUCAAAAACAGUUCUGCUUCCCAAACAUGGUUAGGGAAUGGAAAAUUCAGCUCUUUGCAUUGUUUUCUGCAAUCAUUGAUCAUUCCCUCUUGUAAGUGUGAUGUAAACAAACUUCCUAUGUGCCAAAGGCCAUGAAGUACUGCCAACUCUCCUGGAGUCCCAGACAGCUUUCAAAAAGAGGUCCUCUGAUCCUAAGACACUUUAAUAGGCGUGUGUAUAUUUGUAUGUUUUUGUGUGCGUGUGUCUGUGCGUGCGUGUGUGUGUUUGCUUGUGUAUGUAUUUCAUUCUCCUGGCUCCUGCUAAUCUCCUGACCCCAGAUGGAGAACAGUGGGUGAGCAGAUUGUAUUUCCUGCUUGAUUUAAUAUUAAUAGAUCGGUAUGCUACACUGCCACAUUCUCAAAACAGAGAAGACUGUGCCUUCCCUCAACCGCACUCAGUCUUAUCCCAGCCUCUCUGCUUAUCUAGGAUUGCAAGGCUCUGCUAAUGUCAGGGCACAAAUAAAACAAGAUAUCAAGAAGGGAAACUUAAUCAAGACUGUAACCUGAGCAGGUGUGAAGGCCAGGACAAUGGAUCUGCUGCUGUACAACAAUCUGUAGACACAUGAUACAGCACUGAGGAUGACUCACAGGUCUGCAGAGCAGAUAUUUAUCAGGUAUCUUAGCUUUGUGUUCAAUUAUUUAUAUCAGAUCUCCUAUUCUUAGAGGAUUAAUAAACAGAGUCAGCUCACAUUCAGCGAAUUUCCAUGAGUGAUUCUCACACCGUGUCUUUACACUGCUUCUUGUUCUCACUCCUCUGUUUACAGUCAGAUUGACAGCCAGUAGUGGUGUGUUGAUUUACUGUAAACAUCUGAAUCUAUUCAUUGAGGUUUAUGAGCAAUAGUCAGAGACAUAGAUCAUAUAGAUUGCUUCAUUAUUAUUCUCUUUUUUUUACACUUAAUUUAUUGGUUUUCACAAUUCACAAUUGUUACUCCAUUAUUAUUCUUCUUAAGGCAAUAUUUGCUGUAGCAGAUGGUUGUUUGACUUGGUGUGGCAUAGAGACAGGUACUACUUAACCCUCAACUGAUGGUUUGUGCAAAUACUGGUGUGGUUCUGUCUUGAAUCUAAAAGUGUUGCUAUUUUUUUCUCUGUCACCCUUUAUUGACUGUGGUCAUUGGAGGUUAUCAUAUCAUAUGGAUGAUUUUUAGUAUCCUCUUCAACUUUGUAAACAAUGAAAAUAGAAAGUCAUUUGACUGUAGGACUUUGUGAUGACACAAAAUACUUCCUUGGAUAAACAUGAAUAUCAUUCUAAAACAACUUGUGGUAGACUGCGUAGUGAGAACGUGUCUUGUUGAUGGAGACAUGUCUUCCUAGAAGUCAAAUAAAGAAUCAUGGAGCCUGGGAUCAAAUUGUCCUUAGGACUGAGCUUUUGGACAUUUGAGGGUAAUUACUCCACAGCAAUGCAGAUUAAAGGUAGGAUUAUAUAAUGUUGAAAACACACUUGAAAAGAAAAAUAACUUCAGGGAGGAUUGUGAGGAAAACAGGCCUGGAACCUGUCCACCUACCAGCCCAAUUUUCAGUCAAUAACAAUACUUGAAACAGGACAGUUGCCAAGCCAUGUCCUGGAACUGUGCUGCUCCUAUUAUUAUCUGGGAUGGUUCUACUGUUUGUAUUGGCUUGUUUCACUUAGACUACCUGGUAUGGUUUGCUGUUUUUUUUUUAAUGCUGCAGUGUGUUCUCUUUAUCUGUGUCUGUUAGUGUUUAUCAGUCUCACUCUUUGUCAUUUUCUCAAUCCAUGCAGCAAUUAACCAAAUUUUAAUCAGGGUCACGAUUGUGGCCUCCCCACAAUCAAAAAGCCACGAUUAUUAUACCAUAUCAUAUUAUACCAUUAUGUCAUGAUUAUAGAUAUGUAUUGGGAUUGCUUGCCCCUUCUCUUCACUUGUAUGCGCGUGUUCUAACAAUAUUGACUGCCUGUUCAUUUCAUAAACUCCCCUAAACAGCACAACUCAGGUUGUCUUUCCUAAUUCCAGGUGAUCUGCAGAUUGAUAAAACUUGUUUAUGACACAGCACAUUGUAACAUCCAAAACUAAGAGUGCAGAAAGUAAGAGACACAAUGGGAGGAUCAAGUGUGUUUGCUAGUAAAGCAGAGGGGCAGAGUGGGGUUGUAAAGGUGCAACGUAAACAAAGUUAACUGGCUUACAAUUGCUUGCUGAGUAAGAUGCAGGAAGUAUAUCUUUCAGAAUAUGAAUUUUAUGCACAGUUAGAAAUAUGUCCUCAAAAUUAACAAUUCAUGAUUAAAAAUUGUGAUUUCAGUAUUGAUCAGAUUAAUCAUUUGUUUGACCAUAAUGUCGCCCUAUGGUUUUGACAUGCACUUCUGUGUAGAAUCAUUGUAGAGCUUUGCAAUUUCAUCCAAAACAGUGGGAGAAAAACAGGUCUCUCAACCUGUGCAGCCAGUGAAAAAAUAUUGCUGAACAAGCAUAUAAGCGUUACAGUGUGGGGCAGGCAGCUCACAGCUCCAGGCUGUACAUUACAACAUUGCUGCUGAUGACUGACUGUUACCAGCCUAUAUAGUCUGAAGGUUGUUGAAUAUGCUUUAAGUGCAACAGCAAAGUAAGAAUGUCAUGUUAAUAAUUGACGUGCUGAGAGGAACACCGCGUGAAGACGGAGAUGAGAAAGGUGCUCUCAUUUUAGUUCUCUUAAAACAGGAGGGGGCAUCAUAAUUCAGGGAUACCUCAUGUGACUGACUGUCGCUGAUAAACUGUGUCUGUAGACUGGAAAGAAAAGCUGCCGCUGCCUGAGCUGCUGAUGUUGAUGUUAAUAGAGGGGGUGCUUCUCUCUUUCUCAUUGUACCAGUCUGGACGAGAAGUCGAGCUGCUGAGACAGUAAAGGGAAACAGGCAGUCAUAGUGGCCGCGGGGUACUUUCACGGAUUUAUCAAGAUGGCUUGGAGAGGAGGGGGAACACGGUCGUUUUAUCGACCUAUCUGUUAUUUAAACUGAAACUGGUGUUGAUUCUACCCUGUGGAUUUGGAUGAAAGGAAAAGGUAAUGUAUAUAAUUAUUUGUAAUUAACUGGGCAUGGAAAUGAAGCGUUGAUACGUCGUGUUUUCCGCCACAAUUAUGGUGUGAUACAUUUUGUCAAAACGUUGGUCCAGUGUUUUCCUAACCCUACUGUUGUGUAUCUGGUACCUCGUUGUUCUUCAGUUGUAUUAUUUAUCCGUCAUGUGUGGGCUUUUUCGGCCGCUCACUGUGCCUACUGCUGCAAUAUUUGAGCCCCGUGUCUGACCACAAAAUUUCCCAACCAGUGCUGCUGUGUUGUUACGCUGCAGGCCUGCCGACGGGAUAAAGGCAAAUUUCCUACUAUGCCAACGUAGCGUUGUUAGCAUAGCGGUGGGCUAGCCUGAGCUAACGGUACGGUUAGCUGCCGUAUAUCCCCAAGUCUCCUGCUCACCACUGAAAAAUCCGCUUAUGAACGACCGUCAGCUAUUAACCAUGUUCAUUUGUCUGCAAUACGUGUACGCGGAAGGAACAUUUAAUGUGUGAUAAACCUUAGUUUACAUUUUGGCACACUCCACAGUAUAUGCACAGAUUGUGGCAGUUCGGUGAACGCGUGAAAUACGUGACCGAGAAGUUCCGCUAACGUUAUUUGACGUUGCUAGCUGUUGAACCAAGUUAGCAGUAAGUGGUCACGUGACAGCUAAAUGAAAUACACAAGACCGAAAAGUAAAACAAGAAACACAGCCGUCCGAAAAAGCUUAAAAAUAUACUGAAAGGAAUGAGUGCUUUGAUGAGAAAGCCUCUGCUGGUGCUACUGGAACCUGUUACACAAUGAUGUGGUGAGUUGAAACACGUUUGUUGGGCUAGUUCGACCGUUUGUAGUAAGAGGUCUUUUAACCUGUCUUCUCCUAACUGUUACAACCUGGUUGGAUGAUGGGGAAUUAACCUGUUUUGUUGGCUAAAUCUGUCAAAGCGUAUCUGGUUCCUUCCAUUCAAUUACUUGUCACAUUAAAGACUUCUGAAUAGUUUCAGCAGGUGACUCCUCUCUGUUACAGAAACUGACAAGCCUCCCAGAGUGGUCCAUUUAAACUCUUCUCUGUAUGUCAGGCAUCACUUGGCUUGACUUGGCUCUUAGGGUUUACAAGUUGUUGUAACUGUGUGUAGUGCAUAUUAUCCUACAGUUGAAUUAGACUGUAUACCAGGGGAAUAUAGGGUAUUAAAAAUUUGCAUAUCAUCCUGUGGAUAACAUCUGUUGCCUCGCAUGGGUUAAGACCUUCUUUCUUGAAAUGCAUGGGUUUGCAAAGGUAUUAGAGUCUUAUCUGAGCUCAGCUCCACUCAGACACCUCCCUGCUCCAAAGCUUUCCACUCCCUAGUUUGCACUUGGCUCUAAAAGCUCUCAAAAUGAAAUAUCUGUCUCUUGAAUAUAAUUUUUCUUUUAGUUUUACCUUUAGAAAUUAGUAUAAUCAGUGUGUCUUUGAAAGCAGAUCCCUUUGUAAUGAAAGCUGCUGAAACAAAUGUGUGAGGGGCUAAAAAAAAGUAGUUAUGCUUGUGGGUUGCAUUAAUGCAUAAGUGGGUUCAAGGGUUUGACCAGGCACACACAGACAUAGAAAUGGCUAAUGGGUUGUCUCUUAUCUGCUGUCAGGCAUCAUGUUUACUUGACAGCUUUUACUGCUGCGGCAUGUUUUGCUUGUUAAUAUGUGUGCACUGGGAGCAGUCCAUUUCUAGAUCUUGAGUGUCUAAGGCAGGUGGACUAAGUCAACUUGAAGGACAAGUUAGCCAAAUGGAACUGCAUAUUUUGCUCACUGUUGAUUGAAGGAGUAUGAAACUGUCAUUGUGUCAUUUAGCUGUCAUUUUAUCUCUGUGGCGGCAUGGGUGUGGUUUCCUGCAAGUUUAUAAGUAACUGUAGUGGAGGAGGUUGUUUAACGGAUGCUUGAACGACCAGUGAUAAGCAGCCAAGUGUAGCAGUCAUAAACACACACCGUCAUAUUGGCUGUUUUUCCAAAAUACGAAGAGUGCAUGAAAUGGCUCUCAGCUUCUGCUUUGUGCUUCUGCUUUGUGCCUUUUCUAAUCUAAUGAGGUUCACAGAAAUACAAAAAAACAAAAACACAACUUUGUGGCCAAAUUAAUGAUAAGAAGCAUGUGAUUAAGCAAAUUCUGUCAUCACAUAGAACUUCUUUCUAUGAUAGGUGUUGUUGUGUAUUGUUCCAUUGUUCCUACCCUUAAACCUGUCUUCACGUUAUAACUCCACCUUUCUUCCUCCUCCCCUCCUCCCUAUCUGUGUGCUCUCGCUGUAAGUUUAACUUCGUUGGUGUUGUCACUUCACGUUCCUUGCUGCUGCUGCUGACAGAUGGAUUCUGUUUGUUGGGUGAGUAAACUCCAUACCCUUGUGCCCUGUUGCUCCAUCAGGUGAUGACGUGGAUGGUGCCAUGUGAAUGACUGAAGACCAUGAAACCCACACACAAGCUGCUGUUCGUCCUGUGCCCCAUGCUGGUCCUGGGCUUUAUUUACUACUCGUCCGGGAAGCUCCAUCUUCCCGUGUGGGGCCAGAAGUCUCGUAAGUGGCUUUAACAGUCUGUCUUUUAACACUUCUUCGUCACCCCAUCAUCCAUCUGUCAUUCCUGAUGAAAUCUUUGUGUAUUUGUAUUUGUGUCAUUGAGAAAAUCUGUUUGACACCUGUCUCUGUUUUGCUGUUUGCCUCUCUGUGCUCACUGCCAGUUAACUGUUUGUUUCUUUCAAUCUGUGUUUGUCAUUUUUGAAGUAGUUAUUCUACUGUACAUAUGUCAAGCUGUGUGAUGGUGUGUAAUAAAAUGCCCCACUUUAAUCUCGAGUGAGUGGAUUGGAGCACAGGAUGUUGAGGGACGCGUUUAGCUAGAUUGUAUUUUACACGUGGUGCAACAUGCGAAAACUGAUGCGAGCUGUUGUGCCACAGUUGACAAUAUAUUGACAGCAAUUUAACUUAAGUCCCCCUCAGUGUACUCCUUUUCUCAACUCAACGUUGGAUUAGGAGGAAUUGCCAUUUUUAGAUUUCCACACUUUGAUGAUGAAACCGUUUGUCGCAAAACUGUAACUGCAGUUUUGCAAUGCCCUUUUAUAACGCACACACAGAGGGCUCUUCUUCAUCUGUCAUUUUUCAAAACACCCUUGGGUUGCCUGGGUGUUGGUCUUCACACAGUGGGACUUCCUUAAAAAGUCGAUUUGUGUCUAUGAUUAUACAGUAAUGACGACAGUAGGCAAACGCUCAUCUCUGUUACUUUUCAGCUCAAGGAGAAACACGUCUUUAGCCAAAUUAUAAGAUCAAACUGGUGAUGAAGGAGGGCAGGAAGUUGUGUCACUCUGUGUGGGCGCCCUGAAACAGCUGGCAAAAUCCAGCAGAGGGGGCUAGAAGAUUUCCCUUUAACCGUUUUUGUAACUUUGUUGCCCAUGUCCCCCACAGAGAAGGGAAACAUUCUCAUGGAACAACUUUGGGCUGAGAAAACACAAUAACGGUGCUUUGAACCACACCAAGAACUGAGCAGGAAUGAAAACAUCAUGCCUUCUAAAGUGAACAGCUCAGAGAGACUCUCACAUGUGUCGUUGAUAUCUUUGCACCACCUUUAGUGUACAGUCUGACAACGUAACUAAUGUUUUUGUAUUUGGACCAAAAAGUUUGGAGGGGAGGUCCACAACUCUGCCUGUGUAAUACAAAUCAACAAUGUGUACGAUUGAUUUUAGGUCCAGAGUUUAAGGGGUUUUAGUCUGCUGUAUGAUCAUUCAGGUUGGCAUGUUAAAGCUGGUGUUAUUUCCGAUAUGUUGGUUGAUCAAUUCACAAGACUGUCCUCUGUCCGUCCAAUUAGCAGCAGCAGACAUGAUUGAAAAUUUUCUAUCGAGAGUUAGUCCUUGGGAAAUUAUCAGAUCAAGAGGAUUUGUAGCUGGUCUUUAAAUUCAACCUUCUUACAAAUGAGGUAAAGCAAUCCAUAAGUAUUGAAAUACACAUUUCAAAUAAAAAACCUUCCACCACUGCUUCUUGAAAAGCUGAAAUGGUUCUCUAUGAAGGGAGCCUGUGGGGUGAAACCUAUCAUGCAAAACAACUUUCAUCUCUUGAAAGCUGGUUAGUGCAUUGAAAGUGCUCCUCCUCGUCAUCCAUGUCUUUACGUUCUUUGCUCUCAUCUCUACCCCACAGCAAGUGCUGUGUGAUAUUCUUAGUAGAGUGGCAUCGGUAGACUCAUAGUUUGUUCAACUCAGCUUACAACUUACCAUAGGUAAAAAAGCUUUUUAGCAGCACAGUAGAUGUGAUAUCUUUUAUGCUUUUUCCUCAUUGAUGGCUCAUUUUACUGGAGCAGGUCCAGUGGAGGGGAGCUUUAACUGCAGUAAGAAAUACCGGUAUUUUACAUCACUGCUGUGCCAGAUGUUUGGCUUAACUGAGGUCAGGGGGGCAAAGAUGAGCAUGUGGAUGGUCCCUCUAGCCCUCUGUCCUGGUCAGCUAAGCUAUGCUGUCUCACUGAGAGGAUCAAAUCUGUGUAAUCCCUCCUCCCAAUUCUCGAUUUAUAGUGCUAGAAAUGCUCACUGCUCCAGGGGAAAAAAUGGAGCAUACAGAGGCUUAUACCCUGCUCAUCACAUGUAACAUCAAAAGCAUCUUGGUAAUUAAUUUCUCCUUCUGUUCUACAAAUUAUUCAUAGUUUGAUGUCUUGGGAAUAUGCCAAUUCAAGGGAUUUUUGUCCUCUUUCGAGCAGAAAUCCCAGGAUUAGUUAUGCUAACUUUUGAAACCUGUCCGAAAUUACCCGGGCACCUGGCUUUGAAAUUUAGUGUGGAAAAAAUGAAAACAAUGAUCCUCUUAAACACAUAACUGGGGCCUCUGAUCCUGUUGUAGUCAGAGUCUUCUGUUAAAAAAAAGAGUGACUUUGUGUGACCGGAGCUACUGUAUGAAGAUGAAGCAGAUUGUCACCACAUUCAGAACUUUUCUGACCCAUCCAGGUUUUCUUCUUGAGCCAUUGUUUUCUGAUAUAUGCAGAAUUAGUCAUGUAGUUAUGCUUGUGAUCUUUGAUGAAUUAAAGGUCCAGUCCUUUUUCUGUUUUUAUCUAUCCUAUUUAUUUGAUUCUUAUAUGUUUUCUACUGAUGGCUUGAAGCAGCCAUGACUGUGACAUUUGAGUUUAGUCCUUGAAUGACCUGUUGUGAGUCCUCUUUGUGCCGGAGAUGAUGUGUGAUUCUUGUGGGGUUGAAUUAAUGAGAAAACCUGAUCAGCUUGCCUGUGCUGUUUAACAAUAGACUGUUGGCAUCAGUUUACAUGGCCAGGACUUGCUGCCACUGACCCAAGGAGAAGGUGUUAAAUAGACUGACCCACCCACUGUGUUCCAUUGAACUCUAAAAUCCCCUUUUCAAAUCUUAUACAGCCUGUUAAAAAGCUGUGUUUGAAACAAAAAGAACUAAACAUUUGUCAAUAGUUUAUUUCCCUGCAUUGACAUAGUGAAAUGGAGGCCAGCUAUCUAUCGCACGAAGCGUAUUAUGUCUAUCAAUAAAGCCGGUUACAUUACAACCAUUGUCAUUGACUUGUGUUCAUGCUGAGAGCCAACUUUGAGAGAAUAAAACAGCCAUCGAACCGGCUGCCUCUGAGCUGGACUGAUGUAACAGAAGUGAAUGGAAAUGGUUAGGUUUAUGUAUACUGUUAGAUGAGUGACAAAGAGCACCAAACUUGGUGUUUGCCAUUGUUAAUACACAGUAUAAAGAAGAGGCUGUGAAAGUAUGAAGGUUUAAAACUGCUGUGCUCAGUACAAUCAUGAUAUCAAACAGAGAUCGCAAAGAGUGACAAAAACUACAGUUUGGGAUGGACCAGACAUUUUCUGAAACUGUCAUCCUUGUUUCAAGGGUUCAAAUGAAUUAGAUCAGUAGAAUGUUACGGUAACAGUUUGCGACUGUUAGAUAGAGCCCUUUGAUUUAUUGUAUAUUAAUAUGUAGAUUGGGGAUGGGCGAUAUGGGCUAAAAAAUUUAUCACGAUAAGAUUUGCCAUUCUGCUGAUAACGAUAAAAGUCCAGAUAAAAAAUAUUAUAAUUCCAAUCUAUAUUUUUGACUCAUUUUGUCUGAGAACCCCAGUUGGAGUAGUCAAAUAAGAUACUUAACCACAAGUUUAAGUGGUAGGUUAUGGAGAAAACUAAUGACACCAAACAAGUCUCAAAUGUGAAAACACUUUCAACAUCUGUUGAAAACUCUUAUUGCACAGAGUUAACAGCAGCAAAUCCACUGUCCAAUGUCAGGCAUACCUGAUUGCACUCAUCCAAGCCCCAAUCCUGAAGGAAAUCCCUCAUGUGGAGCCUCGUUCAGUAACGAGCUGCUCAGAAAUGUCUUCUUCACCAUCUGCGGCCAUGUUUGUUUGUUAUUCUGCUCUGUGUGGGCUAUGGCUUGGAGUCCGUCACUCACGCCUCCGUCAACAACUUGCAUUUACUGUGAGAUGGCAAAUAUUUAUCAUGGAGGAUUUUUCUGACGAUAUAUCGUAAAGGAUAAUUUAUCGCCCAUCCCCAAUGUAGACACAUCCCUCCACUUGUACCAAAUUGUUGCUAAAAUACUUGAACAACUUUGACAGGUUGAGGAAAAAGGUUUUGGCUGUUUUCUUUCGUUCAUGAUGGUGUAGUUCUGAUGUUGGUUAUUAGGUAGAGAGUGUUUUCACAUGCACGUUUUUUUUUUUGUUUGUUUGUUUGUUUUCCAUUGUGCCCCUGCAAUAGGAUAUGGCCUAACAUUCACUGUGCAACUCACAUAGACCUACAACCCUUAAAUUCACUCUUUUACCAACGUUAAAAUAGCACUUUGAAAUUGGCUAACUCUUGUGCAGCCUCACCAGCUUCACAUUGUGUUACAAGUCUUAGUGUAUUUUGCAGAUGCAGCUAACUGUCUUUUGAACUCCCCAGCAGCAUAAUCACUUUUGAGGGUCUGCAGUCUUGCUAGUAACAGGAACAUCACCUCAGGGUGUCAGAUCACACUCGAAAUUAACACCUGCAGGGUGAGAAAUGAAUUUGUUCCACAAGCCGAGCUGCUAACAGGCACAGGAAAUAAGCCACAGUUUUCAACCCAGUGGAUUUCAGCCCUGAACCGUUUUCUAUAAAUAUAACAGGAAAUUGCUGUUGAUAUGAGGUAAUUGAGAUGUUACCAGAAGGUUCUCUUUUGUUGGUGUUAAAUCUUUAAAGCGGUGCGGUCUCUGCUCGUGUAAAUUUGAUUGUUUUGUUGUCAGUAAGGUCAGCAGUUGUUGAAGAAGAGUGCUCUCAGUAUUCCUCACCCAGGCUUGGUUUCAGCAUCAGGGAUUACAUUCUCUGGUCUCAGAGCUGAGAAGUUAUCCCUGAUACACCUAUAGAAUUUCAGUUGCAGCAGAGACUUAGGUUAGCUUAUUGGGGAAUUUGAUCUCGCUGCAGCCUUCUCAUGGAGAAGCUGAUCUGCGCUACCUUCCCGUUAUAAGAGAACCAAUUUUUGUGCAAUGAUUUGACAUUAUCACAAAUUUAUGCUGUGCUCUUUUCACAAGAGCACUUUUAGUUGUAGUUGUUGUUGUUGUUGUUGUGUUUUGAAGAGGGCUUUGUCGUUAAGUUUGUGCUUUAUCAUCAUCACUUGGUUGAAAGGAAAUGGCAGCUGUCGGAUCGUUUUGUUUACAGAAAAAAUUUCCCUCUCUUCUCAUAAAACCUGUGUGGGUUUUAGUUUUAAGCUAACAAAACCACUUUACUGAGGGUGCCAGGUUUUCAUCUACUUGUUUUAGGUCAACAGGAUAUUGAAAAAGAAACUGACGUGUUAUAUUAUAUACAUGUUUUAUUUACAGCAGUAUCAAAGUCUUGUAUAUUUUCUCUUUAGCAAAGCAAAGCUAAUGUUAUUUUAUAUCACUUGACUCUGCCCUUUAAGAGUAAAUUUGACACUGUGCUUGUACAAUAUGGAAAUAUGGAAGUGAUGAUCUGGUUCGAUGUUGUGAUAUCAGAAAGAAGCGUGGUAAACAAACAUUAAGGAGCAUUGAGAAGCUUCAAUAACUGCGUGGAACUCUAGCUCUGAUCUUCGUAUUUUAAACAUUACCUGUGCAGGCAGCGUGUUUCUCCAGAAUUCAAGAACUCAUUUUUUACAUGACUAAACUAUCAGUAUUUCAUCUGAAGUUAGCAGACAGCUGUCUAAAGCCUCAUUUGACCACAUCUAAAUGUACAGGACGAUGAACACGCUGAGUGAGAACACAUUGAUUUUAUACAUUGAGCAAUUCCCUCUCAUGAAUCAAGAUUUUUGUGAUUUUUUACAUCAGUAGAUUUUUAAAAUCUUACUAAAAACUUAUCCUAACAAACUUAUCCAGAGGAAGUUAAUUACUGUGAGUGUCACAGGUGUCAACAUACCUUUUAUUCACAACAGGGUGAGUCAUUCUUCUAGUAACUAAGGUCUGUGUGUGGCACUACUUUGGUACUAAAUUCACUCUUCAGGAUCAGCAUUAGAUCUUUGAUGUUUGGUUUUUCUCUGUCUCUGUGUCUGCCUUUUGUGUGCGUCUAUUUUUGUGCGUAUACCACGGUCUGUGUUUUGUUGAUUCUGAAACUAUUCCUUCUUUUUUUAUUUUCUGAGAACGUUGGUCUUUAGUUGAGUGGUUUCUAGUGACUUCCUCAGCUCCACAGUUGAUGAGUGUCUUAACCCCCUUUUGUUUUCAGAAAAUGUUGCAGAAGUGACAGCUGUAGUCACUACAGCCGAGCCGAAAGGGGCUGAAGUGAAAAGAAUUCCAGGUAGAGGCUUUGAGACUCUGCCCCUUUGUGCUGGGUGUCUGUCAAAUUGUUGUGCCGCGGAUUUUUCAAGCUGAGUUUUUUUCCCCUGCAAUAUAAAUCUCUGCUAAUGCAGUAAUAUAAGCUUCACCUCACAUUUUUUUUACCGCUUUUAUUUACCUGUCAUCUUUUUUUUUUUUCUUUUUUACCAGUGUGUACUUCACUCAUUCAGUUUUCAUGGGUAACUUUGGAUCUUCCACAGCCGUUAUAACCACACAAUGGGGGCUUUCUGCACCUAAUUUUCCACUUCAUUGGACUUUUUGACUUUGAAUAAAGAUGGGGACUCUGAAUUAUAAUUCAACCUUCUGGGAUUAAAGCUAUUAACCUUUCCUUCCCCUCCUCCUCCUCCUCCUGCUCCUUUCUUUUGCUCUUUAAUGUUUCACGUUUGCAAUUGUGCUAAUGCCAAAAUAGGGUGACAUGAAUCUGUGCUAACUGACCACUUUGUGUUGCAGAGUUGGAAACAGACAUCCCCGCGGGACGAAUAGUAGGCUCAGGUACAUCUGCAGCCCCACCUGCUGUUCUCUUACCCAUCCUUGUUGUUCCUUCACUCUGAGAAACUCUGAAAGCAGCAUCUUUUUGAAAAAGUCCUGCAACGCUUCAGCCACUACACUUGGGUUAGGAAGCUGGCAAUGUUUUCGAUUUGGGGCUCAACUAACUUCCUAAUCAAAUCUGUUACUAAUAUAUGGGUUGCUCAGAAACAUAAAAGUUUUUGUAAAUUGUACCAUACUGAACUUUGCACCCACGACAACAAGUGAGGACUGUACAGUCUGUACAUGACAUGGCAGUGUGAUACAACGCUGCCCCCUGUUGUCUUUGCUCUGUAAGAAACAAUCAGCCUGUGAAGCAGUCUGCAGGAGCUUUGGUGCACGAUUCUCGAAGGACAAACUUUCCACAGACAAACAUUUGCAUUUUUUUGUGGCAACCCUGCCUCUUUAUUUUCUCCCAAGCUGCUGGCUCCACUUGGCCCUCUGGCUGCUUUAUGCUUCUCUACAGAAACAUAAUAAGCACAAACACACACUCACCCAUCUUGGCUGCUUUGGCAAAAGUCCUCCAUCCUCCAGGGCAGUGCUUGGAUCCUUCCCUAACCAGCCAUCAUGCAUUUCCAUUGUCUUUUGUCUUUAUCUUUCUCCUCCAGCUGCUCUGUGAAGACGAGAUCCGCUACAACAGGAGUGAUUAUGCACACCUCCUACUUUAACCAAUGCAAGAUAUAACCACAUUUCAGAGAUAGAUCUUUAUAUUUUAAAUGUUCCAUAGUCUGUGUGAGUGUUGGUAUGACACAUAAGACUGCAGCAUAGGAUCCUCAUAUUACACCUUCCUGAACAAAUUCUCAUCUCUCCAUAUUGUAGUUUUCUGUGCUUUUUCUGUCUUUUGCCUCGAUGCUUCACCAGGCACCUAUUGGUCCUCCAUAGGUGAUCUCUAAUGUCUUCUCUAACUUUAUUUUACACUCAACAGAUUGUUUUGGCUCGCUUUUCCCCUAACCUCGCUUGUUUUAUCACAAAUCUUGAUUAUAAUGCUUACUUAUCUUUUACAUUGGCUGCACUGUUUACCCCCCGUCAAUGAUGCACAGGUUGUUCACAACUGCAACUAAUACGCUGAAAUGAAAUAGACUGACUGAUCAGAGUAUACGUUCCAACUAUAAAACAUUUUAACCUGAGAGCUGCCAUGCUGUUUGCGUAUGUAUAGGCUUGUGCAGUGAUGGCUGUCUCCUCUUUAUUCUUUCUUUUCCAGUGUAUGAUAAGCAGGGCUUUCUGCUGCAGCUGGACACAAAACUGUGAGUACAUCCCCUUCUAAACAAUGUGACAUGUAAAGUAGGGGUGGGAGAAAAAAUCGAUACAGCAUAGUGUCACAAUAUUUUAUUUUUCAAACUAAUUGCUAAUAUGAAGUCAAAUCUAUGAUAAUGGAAAAUAAAAUCAACUGUUUGUCCAGUGAGGUUGGCAGAGGUGACAUCAUAGAGCAGGAGAAAGUUAGUACAACAAAUAUAUGUCAAGUUUGGAAGAUGUGCUACAUGAUAAUAAAAUACUGUGUAAAUAAGACAAACAAAAGUAUUGCAAAAUGUUAAAAAUGUCGCAAUAAUAUCGUAUCGUGGCCCAAGUAUCGCGAUGAUAUGGUAUUGUGGGACCACUUGUGAUUCUCACCCCUAAUGUAAAUCAAGUCUCCAUCAUGCACCCUGGGGAUACUUCUAACUUGUUAUAUUUAGAGCAGCUGAAGAGCCAGUCAAACUGUGUCUCCAUUAGUUAGAAAUGUUUUACAGCUUGUUCUCCUGAAUACUUUUCUCACUGAAUCUAGUUGAUCAAUGUAAAUGUAAUCAUGUAACGUGGAAGUCUUGACCUUUGCCUAAUUAAUCUGAGUUGAUUAUUUUAAACAAACCCUCUGACAAACGCUCAGGUUUAAUAGGUGGUCUGAGUAAUAUCUGAGGAGAUUUGUGUGAAUUGUUAUGUGGUUGGUGAUUUCCCAUUUGUCUCAGAGCGGCUGAGGGUUUUCAGGGCACAGAGAGCACGCUACACGGGCUCAUUACAUAGCUGUCAUUGUGUCAGUGUGUCUGUUGAUCUGUACACAAUCCCGUGAAUUGGUUUGACACUCUUGCUCUUCUCUGCCAUGGGCCCCCCUCUCUGGCUCACCCUGUACAGUGGGAAAUAAUCAUAAGCUGCUGCCAUCACCACCCUCCCACCCAGCUUGCAGGGCAUGUCUGUCCACACUCUACACGCACCCUGUAUGCCCCAUGUCAGCAUGCACUUUAAGGUGGUUUCAGUUUACGUAACACAGCUCCCUACAUUAUAUCUGCUGUGUCAUUAUUUAUUCUUUUACAGCACAUGCAUACAGUAGUGCAAUUUAUCUUCAAAGGAGCAAUUACUUUUGUAAGUAGGGUAAUUUAGUCUCAGCAGGUGGUCUAAAUGAUGGAUAAGUGCCUCGACGCUUUAUUUCAACCAGACGACUCAUCAUCCAAAGGACUAUUCAGGUUAAGCUGCAAUUGAACAGACUUCAAGUGUGUACUUGAAGAGUAUACCAGAAGAGUAUCAAAAAUUUUGAAAUCACUCUCUAAACUUUGAUUUCAGGUUUUACAUAGAGCAGGGACUUCAGCUUCUUUCCCCCCCGUCUCUGUUUAUUUGAACUUCAUGGCAUUCAUCAGGUUAUUAAUGAUCACGCUAGUAAUUGGGAGGUUCAAGUUUGAGCCCUACUUGGUGAUUAUUUGAACAAGGCCCCUUUGCUUUGUCAUGCCACACACAGAUGAUACACGAAGCUCUCCAACUUCCUAGGCAACCCGUCCUCUCUUAUCUCCCAGGCAGAUUGUUUGACAAGCUCAGCGUUUGAGGCUUGAAACUGUGUCAAUAUAAUUGAUAACCAGCUGUCAUGAAGUGUCAGAUAAAUGACUCCCUCUUUUCUUUUCAUGUGCAGGCCACCGGAGCUGGCAUACAAGUAUGGCAACCUCAGCGAAGGAGUGUGCAAGCCAGGAUUUGCAGCAGCAAAGAUGACCACCAUCUAUCCCAAGUGAGAAGGAUUGAUUAAUAGUUUGAGUUUGGAGAUGCAUGCAGGCUUCAAGAGCUUCCACACCAAAUCAAGAGCUUAUCAAACAAAUCAUUUCAAAUUGGAUGUCAACAGGAGAAAAGCUGAAACUGUUAUCUAGCAUACCAACAUGCAUGAUGUCACUCCUCAAGCCAGCUUGGCCUUGAGGGUUUUGAGUCAGGAACAGAGAAGCCCCCACAUUCCUACCCAACGUUCCCCCAUUUCAAUCAGCUCCUUCCCAACCGCAAAAACUCGGACUGUGCCCUCGUAAUCCCCCUGUUACACAAAAGGACCCUUGUAGCCUGUGCAUAAGGUCUCCCAUCUUUCCUCUGUCCGUAUCGUAGAGCCUUAGAGGCUUUCUCUAUGAACAACACCAGCCAACUUCCUGUCUUGACUCAACACCAGCUUCCUGCUACCCAGCCCACACGUUCCUCCAUGGCUCAUACUGAUCUCAUUGGCUCUUUUGAUUUUCCUCUUUGCCUUGGUUUGCCGCCCAUCUCUACUCCAUCUAUAGAGCAUUGUCCCAUCAGCAUUCUUGGGACAAAGCUAGUAGAGGGGUAAUUUGCUGCACUGCUGAACAAUAGCCAUAGGCACUUGAUUGCAGUGCGUGACCCAGAUAUAGGACGAAAUCUCCAUCCCAUUUCCAAACCUAUGAACCAGAUUUAUCUUUCCCCUGAAGGUGCAGCAUGUAUAAAGCUUCCAAUUCCAAAAUGACAAGUUAUUCACAUAUUUUACCACCAUCCUGCCUAAAAAUGCUGUCCCCUGUUAUACCUGAAUGCAGAGAGAAAAGGGACAAGAGACAAACCGCAGGAAAGAGAAUAAGGAAGGCAAACCCAGGGUGAGAGGCCUGUAGGCUGUACGCCCAAACUCUCCCCUACUCCUAAAUUUUCAUCAGGGAAGAGAGGAGAGAAGAGAGAGUGAAAACAGAGAGAAGACUCUGUAGAGAGAAGAAGACGUGGUGAAGCAGAACCAGGGUGAGAAGCCUCUUUGAGCUUGAUGCACUCCUGCUUGUUGAGGCUGUGUUGUAGGCUGAUGGAGAUGACAACUCAACCUAAAACAGAAGCAUCAUCAGCACCAUGUGUUGUAAAUUGCGGCGCUUCUUAAAGAAGGACUGUUUGUGGAACUGCCUCGUACCUAUCUCAGAGGGUACUUGUCAACAAAGCCCGCCCUUAUAAUGACUUCCCCUAAUCAGCCGCACGUGUCGGAUCAAAGCUCUGUAAAACACAAAACCCCCACUGGGAGUCUACUGAUUACCACCACCCUCACCCCAUUCACAUUCAGGUCAAUGAGCGCAAUUAAUGCGGCCCUUUGUUUGACGUUGUGUGCUCUCGUGUAAGUGUUGCUACCUACACAGUCUCGCAGUGUCUGAGUUUGAAUGUGAUAUGUUGUGUCAGGUAGAAGGGAGUAAACUAACUAACAUCUUGGUUUUUUGGUCACUUUUUUAACAUCUCAGCAGAUUAAUCGACUCCUUGUUUAUUUGAAUCCUUAUUAGUAUUUUGUUUAAAUAGGUGUGGCCUGCAGUUCAGCAGACGGAGAAAACCUACUUAACCUCUCGCCGUGUGGCUGUCCCUCUAAUCAUCUCCUGCUUCCUCCGUGUUUGUCUUCUCUGAAGCCUCUGCCCUGCAGAAUUCAAUUUAUUUUCCACACCUCCCCUCCUCUCAGCUUUACCCAAAAUGUUUGUAUUGGAGCCCUAAAUCAAGUGAUGGCUGUGAACUUGAAGCGGCACGGUUAUGAAAAUAUUUCCCGUGAGACCUUUACCUUGCAAAGGAAAUGAGUACAAUGCGUCCCCUGCUAGUUGUCUGUUUUGGGAGCCCUCACUUCUUAUUUAACAACAAGCAGCCCCUUGUCUCUGUGCUUUGCCAGGAUGUCAGUGACUGACUGUCGGUCAAGGCUCAGUGACUUGCAAUGGUCCUGUGUUAUUUAUAGCCCCUCCUGGCCUCAGAGGUUUUAGGUUUAAUGAAUCUCCAUUUGUUUUGGCAGGACAGGAGUCUCUGAGUGUGUGUACCCCCGUCAGGUGAUGUGAAGAGGAGAGACAGUCACUGGAAACCGCCUUACCUCUUGAGUCUCUCUGCUCUCAUACGUUGAAACUGGGGGAUAAUGAGGAUAUCAGAGACCGAUUAGGGUGCCUGGAAAAGCUUUAAGCUAACCGGAUGGCGUUCCAAUAAUGUCAGCCAUGUUUGGUCAUUGUGCCUCAGUGCUCUACAUAUUUCUUUUUCAUGGCUGUGUUAUGGUAACAAGUGAUCCCAGAUUCCUGAAACAAGGGGGUGUGAUGGUUCUCAUGUGUCCUCUUGAUUCCAGUUUAAAAUGCCUUUGCUAGUGAGUGUGGUCUGUCUGCUCUGGGAGCCAUAAUUUAUGUUUAGUGAGAAAGAACAAUCAUUUAUAUGUGUUUGUAUGAUUGUGUGUGUGAGAGCGGCCCAUCAGCCUUUUAGCUCGAUGCAAUAGCUCUGUCGCUGGUGGUCUGCUUUCUGCUAAUGAGACUGUGCAACAAUUUUUGUAGCUGUCUUCUGUCAUAAACAAAAUAAUGCACAACAGCUUAAUAGAUCUCCCCGAGGCGCCUAGCAUUGUCUUUUUUUCUGUGUGUCUGUGUGCAUCUGUGUGUUGUGAUGGAUCAUUUAGGUCCGACAUGGACACGCACUCAGCUCCUCACAUGUUUAUGUGAGAAAAGCGUCUCCCUCUCUUGUGUCUCUCCCCGCCGUGCUUGACAGCGGGUCAUAAAAACACACAUCCAUCUUUAAGCCACACUCCGGUCACAGGCGUGACUGAGAGGAAAUGGCUUCUUUUGAUUUUAGAGCAGCCGUUAAUCACACACACACAAUCACACUCACACUGUAAUAUAGACAUACAGGAUAAGGAAGAGGCGAUGCUAAUAGCGGCAGAUCACAGGGCGUUCGUCACAGACAUAUCUUAGAAUAUCAAACUCUUCUUUAUAUGCUGGACUUUUCCCUUCUUGCUGAGAGGUAUAACUCAACACAUAAAAACUGUUAUUUGGUAUUUAAAGCCUGAACACCUGUGGAAGUGUUUUUCAUUGAAAACAACUUUCUGCAGUCUUAUUCCCUUUGUAGCAACAGUCUUUCCACAUAUCCCUUGAAGAACAGCACUCUGGCAUGAGUAUGCUGUCAGAGCAGAUUUAGUACGUUGCGUGUUGGCUGUGAUUUAGUCCUGGGUGGAGAGGUUAUGUUGAUGGGUUAUGCACUGUAACUGCCAGCAGUGUCUCUCUCUCUGCCUUUCAGUUUUUAUUACCCACUUGGUCUCCAGCUACCUUACGAAUGUGUGUGUGUGUGUGCAGACUCUGCUUGUGUUGAGGGGCUUGAAUAGGACAUUUGGGGAUGCUGUUAAAUUAAUGAAAUUGGAACAACAACUUUGAGACUUAAACUUUGCCCAAGACAUUAACACCACUGUCCCAGGUGGGAGCCGUGGGAAGCCGAGAGCUGUGUUAGGGGAAUGCACAACAGUAUCAAUCAUUCUUAAUCACUCUAGGAUGGUUACAGAAGCGGCUGUGUAGGAUAUAAUGUAGCAUGUUUUUCUUGUUCUUUUUUCUGCUGUUGAUUCUUCCUCCUCAUGUUCUUUUUCUGCAUCUUAUUUCAGGUUCAUGAAACCAGCGCCCUUGUUUCUUGAUCGAAACUUCAAACGGUUAGCUAAAGUCAGCAAUUAUUUACCCCCAUUUGGAUUCAAAACGCAAGGUAAGACAGGUUCAUUUCAUCAGUAACCUCCUACUGUAUGUUUCUAGUGUAAUAGGUCUAUAAUAGUGUCCUGAAACUCACAAAUAUUAGGGACAUUUGUGUUUUAAUGUUGAAGCUGAUAUUGACUCUUCGACCCCAGUGCCCCUGGUGAAGUACCUAUUUAAGGCUUGAGGUGGUACUUGUAACUUAAGUUAUUUCAUCUGAGAUUGCUGUAUCAAACUAGAGUGUAAAGUGGUGAUUUAAAGAGAAGUUAGUGCUGCUGACAUUUUACUUUCAUCGGGUGUCAGUCUGCUUCCAAUACCUAAUCUGCUUUAUUCAUUCAUGUUACUUGCGGGACUGAUUAAGUGGUUUUAACAUCACUGUGGCGAAGCUAAUUACGUCCAGAUACCUGCUUUGUUUAAACUCACUUCAUCAUCAAGGUCUGUGUCUGGAUCACUCUGGUUCAGCUGUGGAGAAUGCCAAAGUUCUGCCUUGUUGCUCUCUUCAUCAUUUGUCAUUUUUGUAAGGCUGCUGUUCUUGGCAGAGUACGCUGUGCCUCAGGACUGUUUUUCUGCUUUGUCCUGAGUUGAGACAAAAAAGAAAGGUAAUUCACCAUAGUGUACAUUCAGUCAUUAGAAGUGUCUGGCAAAGUUUUACUGUCAUCAAUUAGUAAUGUAACUUUGGACUGUUAGAAGAAAACUCCUCCUGCUCUCUUACUCAUAGACAUUCUUAAAAUUGAACAUUUUAAGGGCGAUAUCUGAACAUUGAUGCAUGAAACAACCUCAUCUUUGUCUUAAUCUUAUGUGAUCCAAGCAUUUUAUAUUGUGUGACUUCUUGUGAGUUUUACAUUCUGAUAGCCGGUCUCACUUUUCAGCUGGCUGAAAAACAUCUUAUUUUGAAUCUGCAAAUCUUGAUGCAAAAAAUCUCCCAAUCAACCUUUCACCUCCACUCACCCUUAAUCAAAAACAAAAUAAGGAAACCACCGGGGUGGCAGAAAUCUCUUUUUAAUUGUCUGUUCAUCGUUUAUGAGACAGAAUUGACAAAAGAGAUUAGAUCAACUUUGGCAUGGCAUUAACUCCUAAAUAGCUCAAAUAAAGAAUUAUACCAGGCUGUAGUUUAUGUAAAUAUUCAGUCAGUCUUUAUCCAUAAAAGACUAAUUCACAGCAAAUGUUAUUCCAACAAAAAGAAAUCAUUCAAAACCCCAUCCUCUCUUCUCAUGGAUUUAAUUUUCUUGUCCCUGGUUAACGUUAUAUUCGACAGACGAUGCUUACACAUCAGACAUGAGCUGUCUUUGAGCACAGGUUUCCAGAGCAGUCCUUGCUGCUUUAGAGUGUUUCAUGGAGUAGUAUUAAAGAUUAGGUUUGUUAAAUCAAAAUAAUACUUUGUUGUUAUCUGUUAAAAUGAAAGUUGACCGCCCACAUGGUAACCAUGAUAUCUAUAACUCUAACCUUUUGACUCAGAGAAUAUGUUUUUAAACUCACAAUACUUUGUCAGUAUACAGAAUAUUAGUCUUUCUUAAGCCCUGACAUUCAUACUAGGCACUCGCUAAGCAUUCAUACAUCAAGUUUUUUUUUUUUCCAGGAUAAAUAGCAAAAAUAAAUAGUGGGAAGAGAACUCACGAGUUCUGACACUCCACACACACUUGUUCCCUGACCUGAACACACUCCAGAUAUCCUACCUGUGAGUCUGCACGGUGUCAUGGGAACUGAAGAGAUAACGUAAGCCUCGGUGACAUGCCCGGUCCCAUAUUUUCCAAUACUUCAGAUCAGAGGGCACGGUGAAUGUUACCUUUGUGCUCUGGAAAGUGCUCCACUGUCAUACAAACACACAUACACACACACAAGUACACUUAGAGUGAAUAAGUGUGUAUCAAAGGAGCACUCCUUGUGUGAGUGUCACACCUGGUUUCUGUUUUCUCCACGGACUGCCAUGGCAGUGGGGUUUCCCUUUUAGUGGUACUCAUGUGGAGAGAUGAUACGUGUGGAUCUUGAAUAGAAGGCCACAAUGGAUUCCAAAUUGGGAACAUGAAGUGGUAAUGUGUGGAGGCGGGAGUUUUAUUUUUACUUUUCACUCUGCUGUCAGGAGGUAUCUUUGGCACACAUCAGUCAUGGCCUGAGAACAGUAAAGCUGUGUUGAUCCGUUCUCGGAGAGAAACCAGACUAGUGAGCCCUGAGCAAUCCAUUUGGCUAAUAGGCUUUAUUACCCACUGAUUGUUAAAUUUCAUUGUCAAAAUAAAUCUUGCUUGCUUAAAAUGAUGUCUUUCUGCAGUCCAAAGACUUAGUAAAGCUAAAGGGAUUUAGCUAAGUGACAGAGGCCUUAUGGAGUAAUUCCCACCAGCAGUAGCUGAUGACAGACAGACAUGAGAAUUGGCUUCUAAUUAGGUGGAGUGCAAUUCAUAUUCAUGUUUGAUUUAUUUAGAUUAUGCAGCUUACUGUAUUGGCAUAACCAGAGUAUGAUAUUUACACUGGCUCUUCCCGAGUCACAUGAUCAACCUCUGGAUGAGAUCGCCUGUUCACUGCUUUUCUUUGAAUGUGAGACCAAAGCAGGUGUGCAGAAGUGCAAGAGUGGAUAUGAUGAUGUUGCAUUAAAUAUCCUAAAAUGUAGUAUAAAGUGUUCCUUAUUGUAAAGGAAUGAAGGUGUAUGUGAGCAGCUGAUUUAGAUGGUCAAUUUAAGAGCAGUUAGGGACUUCCUGUAGCAAACACACUAGGGCUGGGCGAUAUGGCCUCAAAUCAAUGUCAUGAUAUAUUGAGCAGUUCACCUCGAUAAUGAUAAAUGGACAAUAACUACUACACAAGCUGCUCACCCACUCCCACAUGAACUUCGUCUACUUAAGCCGCCGCUCCAGCCGCUACAACUUUUGAACCGUCCUCCAUCUGUCGUAAAUCUCGGUAUCAGUAAAUUUUCAGUUUACUGCCCAGCCCUAAAACACAUUAUACUGAAACUAUUUAAAUAGGAGGAAGUAAACCUGUAAGAAAAAGCAACAUGCUUCUACAUUUGAUAUGUUAUAAAAUAAUGUAAAAAAGGUUUUUCCUCAUGAGUAGCGGAGUUUUUGUUUUACCCAUGAUGGCAGUUCUUCUUUUGUAUUUUAUAAGUAAACAAAUAGGAUAAAUGUUACUCUGAAGUGGUCACCUCACAACCAUCAAGUUAUCAUUUGCUUUCUUUUCCUGUGUUGAAUUAAAAGCCUACCAAGGAGAAAACCUAACAAAUACCUUUCUCUCUCUGAUUCUUUAUAUUGUUUAGGCUACACUCUUCCCAACAAUGUGUCUGUGUUUAUGUGUCAUGUGAUGCAUCCUCUGUGUUACCAGCAAAGAUUUUUGUCGUUUUUUGAGUUCCACGUUGGACUAAUGUCUGAACCCACAGCCAUUUGUCUUUUGCUCGUACACCAGACAUACUUCUCUGAAAUGUUUACCCUGGGUACUUAUAACAAUUAGCUUCUAUGUCGUUCGCUGGAAAAGAGUCAUGCCCAUUGGGAUUUUUCACUUUGCACCCGCUUAGAUCCAGGUGUGGUCCUCAGCCUUGUGUUUAUGCCGCUCGAGGUGAUGCUUGAUGCCGGACAUCGACACCACAUCCAAACAAUGGGCUGCAGCUCUGCUCCCCUCCCCUCAGCAGGUUAAUCAUUAGGAUCGUUAGCCAGGGUGAAUGGAGCAGCGAUUCGUCUUCUCUGAGGCCCCACUCUAAACUCUCUUGUUCUCACUCUCUCUUUACUCUCACUUUUGCUGUUUCUCUUGGCUCCUCUUUGCUCAACUUCGAAAUGUAUGGUAAAAAUAUUAAGUGAGGUAGAGAGAGCAGUGAAAAGACCUCUCAUUUUUAACAGCUUAACACCCAGUGGCUCCUUUUCUCCAUGUGGGAUGCAAAUGAAUUAAGAUGAUGAUGAUGUAUUAUGGAGCAGAGGCAGACAUUCCUGCACAUUUGAGAUGUUACAAACGCUGAGUAACAAUUGUUAGAGGUCUAAAAAAGGUCAGGAGCAAACAGAAAUAUCCGACACAUCUGAAGAUGGAAGCAUGACUGCAGCAGAAUACCUUGUAGAACAUGGCAGGAAUGUGUGCUAUGGCUAAACAUCCCCGUUUUUCACCUCGCCAUCCCAGGGGUGCUAGCCGCGCAGGGAGCCCAGCCCACCAUCACCCACUUAACUUAACUUUAGGAGAAUGUGCUUGUUUGAAAACAGCAUUCCUCCCUGAGUGCUUUUAUGGAAGAGUUUCUACAUACACACGCAUACCAUCCCGCAAACCUGUGGGUCUGUCUCGAGCAGUUCCACUCCCUCAAGGAUCACAACAGCUUUUUCCCCUCCAUAAUCCCAUGACCACUGGCUGAUUGUUCAACCCUUAUCUGUGGCUGAAUAAACCCAGAGAGGUGUUUUGUCCUCUAACUGUCUCAAGACCACCUAGACCGAGAUAUCUCAAGCUGCACGCUGAAGGUUCUGGCAGUUUUUCAGUCUUUGAAAGGUGCAAUACUCAGGUUUCCGUGUCUUCAAAUGGCUCACUUUCAUUAUUUGAUGCCAUCAUGUACUCUGAAUUGAUGUUCUGCUUCAUGAAGAGGGAAAUCCAAGUCUUUUUUGUUGUGGCAAAAGAAAGAUAAACGCCUCUUUAAUGGGCAGAUUUGACACUAGUUGUACUAUUUGUCUCCCAUUUACGGCCAAAAAAGCAAUUAUCCACAAGUGAGUUUACACAAAACCUGCUCUGGGCAAUCAAAUUAUUCACAAGUAUUUACAGUUGAUACACUGAUGUAUACAGACAUACUCAGUAUUUUUUAGUGCUCUCAGCCUCUCCUUCCUUACUUCCUUUCUUUAUUUACCUCUCCAGAGAGAAUCAUCGACAGCAUUUUAACUGCCACUAAAGAUUACGGAUUGGGAGAAGAACUAGACAGGUAUGAUUACAACUUGCACACAUUUCCAAAAGUCUUGUUCUGAGUAUUUAUUAAUUGCUAAUUGUACUAACAUCUGACCCUCUGGCUGUGCAGUCUCAGUUGUAAAAGAUGCAUUAUUGUGGGAAACGGGGGCAUCCUCUUCAACAAGUCCCUGGGCUCCCGGAUAGACGAAUACGAUGUUGUUGUAAGGUAAGAUAAUGCCACAUUUUCCUUAUUUCUCUUUUUUAUUUUGUUGAAAAAGGCAUUAAAACUGAUUGUAUUCUGACCCAAAUUUGCAAUAAAAAGAAAACAUUUGAUCACAAAAAAGAUAAUGCUACAUUCUGUGUUUGAAUAUUUGAGGAAUUGAUCUCCUGAGAGACUGCCUAGUUUAUUAACUAUAUAAAAAAAUCCUUAAAAAUUAAAUCUUGUAAUCUUUUGAGAAUAAACUAUGUAAGUCAAAACCAAAUUCCAUGCAGUGACUCACUAUUUUAUUGUUGUUUUGCCAGAUUGAAUGAAGCACCAGUGAGCAGUUACAGCAAAGACGUAGGGACCAAAACCACCCUAAGGAUUACAUAUCCAGAGGGAGCCAUCUCGAAGCCCGAGAACUACGAAAAAGACUCCCUUUUUGUUUUUUCUGCUUUCAAACCCCUGGACUUCAAGUGGCUCAAACACAUGGUCUUCAAGGAGAAGCUGGUGAGUCUAUUUUUAAACGAUUUUGAACAUCGUAAACACACCUGGAGGAACCUCUAACUGCAUCUCACUGAUGAUCAUUCUGCAGACAAUUAUAUCGAUAAAAUAAUCGUGGGUGUUUAGUCUGUGUUUUAUCAGGAUUCAGAUCCUUUCCCGGCAUCCACCGAGUUGCAGAGAAAUUCUACCUGUCACUUUCUAAAUUUGUCAGGAUAUCUGUGUUGUGUGGUUAUUUUAAGUAAUCACAUUCUGUACAUUCCUUCCUGAAGAAAUGCAAACUGUUUUUGUUUAAGAGGGCAGCAUGGAUCUCUGUUUCAUAAUGGAGAUGUUUUAGAUGCUUUGAAUGCUCAGCCAGGAAAGGUUGUUUAGAAAAAGCAAUACCUAGUACAGUUAUUUUUCCACCAUUCCAGCUACAGAGUGAAGGUUUCUUAAUUGCUUCAUUGACAUAUUUUAUCUUGAAUUGGUUUAACACAUUUUGUUGGUGUUCCUCUGAACCAUGUGUAUGUGUGUGUGUGUGUGUGUGUAAAGACCACUUCUGUCAGAUCAGGAAACCCAGAACUAGGGAAACCUUUUUCUAAGAACAGCUGUGUGACAUUGAGGGAGCAACUGCCAGCUGUUAUUUUUACAAGGUGACAUUUGUCAAAACUGUACAGUCAGGAGUGAAGGAAGAGAGGAAAGGACAAUAGCAUUAUAUCAGGAUGAAAAGGGCAGUCACUGGCACGCUGAAACUAACCUUGGUGUGAAUUUGGAUUAAAGGUAGAGAAAAAUAGAGGAGGAAAAGAGAUGGAAAGGGUAAAAGGGAUAAUAGCUGGGGAAAAGAAAAUGAGCAGUGGAAGCAUCAGUAAAGUCAAAUGGAGGAAAAUAGCCUGCUUGGCUGGCUGAUGGCCUCUUUAACCUUUGAUAGAGCCCAGAUUUUUCUGGUGUGUCAGGGGGAGAGGACAGUGGAAAUGGCUGCCUGGGAUAAUUGAUCUGGCCUCUGGCGGUCAACUGGGCUUUGAUCUGCUGAAGAAAGAAGAAUGUUGCUCAUUGGUUAAGAAACAGGGAACAAAAGAAAAUGGGGUCUUUUUGUCGGAGACUUGAUGAAAUUAUGGAAGAAAAGAACAGGCAGAUGUUCAGGUCAUGGCCAUGGAGUCUCUUUGGUACAGUGCUGUUAAACUGGUAUGAGAACUUUCCCCUCAAUACUGCAUUUGUUUUACAAGUUUUAUGUUGAUGAAUUGGCACUAUUUUUUUCCUGGUUAUUACCCAGCUGGACUAAAUACUUGAUUCUGAUUGGUGAGAAUUGUGGCAGAAAUGUUUGUGAUCGUUCUGAAUUGGCUGGCUAAACCACAUGAAGUGUGUAUCAAAGGUUGCCAUCACAACUUUUUUGUAAAACAAAAGCACCAAACUUUAGAUUUAUUUGAUGGAUGACCUGAAACCAGUAAAGAAAAAAAACUUGAACAGCAACAGCGACAGGAGGUAAAAGACUUAACAGUCAGACUGAUACCAAGUGGAAGCAGAAGGACAUCAAGCAAACAAAAACAGCAUUUGAGGGCUAAUGGAGUGAAAAAAAAAAUGAUGUCAGGAGUGAUAGGGCAGAAGGUCUAAAUCAGGUGCUUCAGUCAUCAAAAGCUCCAGGGUGUAAAACUGAAAUAUUUUCUGGUUUCUUUUGUCAGAUUCUCGAUUGAAAUGCUUCCUUGCUCAUCCCUUUUGUCAGUGAAACUCUGCAAGUGAUGGUCCAAAGUCCAGAUACUGCUAUGAUGCAUCCAAAUACCUUCCAAUGUUUUCCAAGUGGCUAUUUUUCAAAAAGCCCCGGACUUAAAACAAGUUUCUAGAUUAUCUGUUUUGUGUUACCGUGGAAACAUGGUGGUAUAAGAUACUAACCCAUGGGUGGACCUGCUCCUUAUGUCAAUGUAAAAUGGCUCAAUUUCAGUGAGCCAAAAAAACAAAAACAUUUUUAUUUUCAAGGGACUGCUCACAAACAUAAAAAAUACUGAUGAAUAUUAUAUUACGUUUCUACCAUGUCUUCUCUUCUAAAUGCAGCUGAAUACUACACAUUGUGCCUUUAAGGCAUCAGUAGUUGCCCUCAGAAAAUCACUAAUAUUACGACUUAAACCUGAAUAGUAAAAUAAAAAUGUGAAGGUUUUUUUUUUGUUUUUAACUAAAUUUAAAUGUUUGAUUUGAACUUUUCCUACAUGCAGACUGAUACGAACCUGUUGCCAUUAAAGCUCUACCAGCUAUAGAUCCAACAUGAUCCCUUACAUGUAUCAUUAGUUGUUUGAUUUGUUCAAUGUUGGAACAUUGAGGGAAAAGUUCAUCGCAGUAACUCAAAGUUCUUGGUUUUGAUAUUUUUUGUAAAUGCAUGGCUAACUAACCUUUGGAGCUUAAUUUAACACACGUUCUCAUAUUAAAUCCAUCAUGCAUUAUUCACCUGUUCAUGGAAUUAAUUUUCAACAGAUAUCAAAUCAACUUCUGAGAAAACUUUUCAAGGCUUUUCUUUCCUUUAUUGUAAAGAUAGGACUUUGGACAGAGGCAGAAAUAGGGAGGGGAUGUGGCAAAGGGCAGUCUAGGAGAGUUGUACCUGAAUUAACUACUGGUCCGAACUAGGGCCCUGUCCUAAAUAAACUCUUAGAGUCCUGGCAAAAAUAGCAGUCAUGGUUAUCAGCUUGGUUGGUUGAUUUUGGUCCCACUGUUAUGUGAUUUACCCAUCACAUUCAUUUUUAAGCUUGAGUGUGAGCGGGUGAGGUGGAGAGUUUGAUUGUUCGCUUUGUCAGAACACAAAGAAACAAGCAGGUGGUUUGAUUUCUCAUAGAGUGGUUAGUCAGUGGAAUUUAAGCACACAGGUAGCUCAAAGGCAGUGACGAAUGUUCAUGUUAAGCUGGCAAUAGUAUCUGUUUUCUGUGGAGAGUGGAUUUUGAGUGUUAACAAAAACAUGAAAGGUGCUGAAAUCCCAUUAAAAGACUGUUAUCCUAGCUUCAAUGUAUCUGACUCACUCCCAGCGUACACUAAUGCAGUGGAAACAUAAACAGAAAGAGGCGUUUCUGUGAGUGUGUACAUUUGUCUUCUGUGAACUCAAGGACAUUUCCAAAAACACUGACUCACAAAUGUCACAUUUAAGUUUUUUUUUUUUUUGCUUUAUUUACGGACAUGAAGUAGGAAAUCCUCUGAAAUGAAAAACCGCUCGCUUUAUGUAUUGAAUUCUCCCCAGAGGAAACAUAGAGUAACUUUAGAUCGUUGUCCUGUGGGAGCUUUAAAAUCUAUUGGGGAUUUCUUUGUGUGACCUGCACGCUCACGGCUUCAAGGGAGGCAAAGCCUUUUCACUUUCCUUCUGCGGUUAUGAAAGCAAGUGCAUGUCUCCCUCUUCUUCUUUGAAAGGUUAGUGGGUGGUACACGCACAGUUGUUAUGCAGCCGCAAGUGACUCAUCCAGCCAGUUGUCAGCGUGCUCGACGAUCCUUUUGCUAUUGUGGCUUUUCAGAUGCCUACAGCAGUCUUGGAUGGUUGAACAGAAUACCAAUUAGCAAGGCAAUUUCCCAAUCUGUUAUUUAGUGUUUUGUACACUCUCAUAAAACACACAAACACUCGCAGAAAAAAAGCACUCCCACUCACUCAAUCAUGAAGCCUCAUAAACUUCAGAGUGGAAUUGAAGUAAGGCCAGAUUUGCAGAGUUGACCUUGAUCACGGUCAGACAUUGCAGACCGAGUUCCCUCCCACAACGCAUCUUACAUUUUAAAUCAGGGAAGCGCCCAACUACACACACAAUUACAGUAAUGCUGCAUCACAAGGUUUCCAAUUCCCCAAAUCCCUCAUUACCGCAGGUCUCCAUGAUUUCCACUCUGUCACUACUCCAAAGUCUGACCCCACACGUGCAGCCUCUUGGUUGAUUGCCAGCUUACUUUCUGUUUACAAAUGUGCUCAACCAUGAUUGGCACAAUUACCAGUAUCUUCUUUUUUUUUUGUAUUUAUCUGCUCUCAGUUUUGCCUUCGUGCACGGACCACAUGCAUGCCCGGCCCAUGCACACACAGCCACAGUUGUUUGUAUAUGCAGGGAUAUUUUCAAACAGAGCCAGUGAAGGAUAUACAGCCAGUGGUAAACACGGGGUCUGAAGGUGGAGUGUCAGUGUUCUAUCUCCUCUGUUUGUUUACAGGAGCUAUCUGUGCUCUCUACGGGCCAGAGGGAGAAAUGAUGGAUGGAGACAGUUUAAGGAAGAGAGCACUUCUCCUUUAAUAGAAAUCCAUACAGGGAUUCUAAUCAAAAGGGAUCAAAAUAAUAUCAUGAAGGCACUGCACAUUUCUCCAUCGCAGAGAGAUCAAGUGUGCAAGAACUAACCAAGCAGCUGAUCAUAUCCCAAUGAGCUCCAUCUUUCACUAUAUUGUUUUUUUGAGCCUUUAUUGUUUAUCCUCCUGUAGCACCCAGGAGUUCCAGUUUACGGACAUGUCAUUCUAGCCUAAAAAAGUUUAGAGUAACUCUCUGGCUGAAGAUGCGUUGUGGGGCAGAAAUAACAGCUUCAUGGCUCUUUUUUAAGCCCAAACAUGUGUGCAGAAGCCCAAAGUAGCAUGCAUACGUGCAUUCAUAAACAUUUACAUACUUGUAAACAUGGAUUUUGAGCAUGAUCCAAGUGACUAACAUACAUUCCGGAUGUCACUGAUUACUGUGAGUGUUGUGUUUCAAAUAUGACUCACCUACAUCGCCUGCAGUGAUUAACACUCCGACUUCUUCUCGGGGUAUUUUGGUUUAUGCAAAGGCUGUCGUGUGAUUAAGUAUUUAUGGAAGUUUAAGAAGAACUUAGACAUGUGACUGAUUUGUUUCGUAGUGGGAUAGCAGCAUGACCUGUCACUGGACCAAAGCAGCGACCUGUGUCUGCACAGAGACCUUGUCGCACAUAGUUUUCAGGGUCACAGUUCUGUCAAGCGCUGGCAGUGUUUUCAUGUUUGCCGUCAUGGGAGUGUGAAUGCGAAGGUUUCACACAGCGGAUAACCUUUAAAGAGGCCAGGAAAAAAGAAACCACCAUGACCUAAAUGAGGGCAGAGGUCUCGGUGUGUGUCAAGGAAAGAGAGGGCCAAUUGGUAAAUUCUUCAGAUUCCUUGCUAAUAAAGGAAAUAUAAUAACCAAAGCUAUCCAGAGUGUUACCUCACUGGAUUUCAGAAACAAGUCCUGCCCUGCUGUAAUACUAGCAUCAACCACCUAUUUUGGAUAAAACUCUGUCCCUUCAAACAUUCCUUCUGAAGCGGUUCCUCUUCAGUGGAGCGCUUAUGUGGUGAGACACUGCAACUUGUAAACUUAAAGGUUCAACAUGUACACAGUGCUAAUGACCUCCAGACAACCUUAAUUGUGAUCGUUAACGGCUCGGAGGCUGCUGCCGUUUUUGUUUUUAAAUUGCUUUAAGUCUACCUUCCGGACUCCACUCCACCUCGUUUGAGUCAUCCUCUACUACAUAAACAUUAAACACGACCACAUCCUCAAACAUUUCCAACACACAAGGGUCUAGAGAAAGCCAAACUGUAUGAAAGCUGCCUAUCAAGGAAGGGGGAACAUCUGUUCCAGGCCGGCUAUAUUAUGAGAUUAAUUUGGAGAAUGCACAAAAAACGUCUAAACCCAAACAUUAGCUGUUUGUGGUCGCGACUUGUGGUGAGAGAAAGCUGAGGUUUGUUUGUGUUUGCCAGCCAUAGUAACCCAGCAGACAAGAAACUUUCCCCUUUCCCCUCAUGUUACCGCUGGGUUCAGUGCUCCACAUUUCUGCCCUCCCUCUGGAACUAUAAACUGAGCUAUCUGCCUGAGCCGAUACAGGGAAUCAUUUGAGUUUAAAGGUGAGUUAAGUUCCACAGGGGCACACUGAAACCAAACCACACUGAAAACUCUAAGCACAAGGUCUCGCUUUAAAAACCAAGCUGUUUCUUAUUUAAGCUUUUUACAUAAGCUGUGAGUGGAGUGAAAACGCAGCUCUUUUUGUCUGGGUACAUAUCAUCACAGUUACCCUCUGUCGACUUCAAGUCCUUUACUACAAAUAGGCGUAGUUGUUAUGAGUUGUUUUGUGGGUGACAUAACAAUUUGAGUAGAGAUCCUUGAAGGAGACUUAGAGUUGCAUUUCUAAGAAGCUACAUUUUUUAUUUGAUCUCACCUCUCUUCAUCCACACCAUUUUUUUUUCAUCUCUGAUGCCUCACUUCGCGUGAACUCACUUGGUUCUUGCUGGUUGUCUUGCUGUUAUCCUGCGCUUUAACUUUCUUAAGUUAGAGUGUAUUCAAUAGCAAAAGAUAUGGAGAAUUUCUCUUUUUGCAAAGCUCAUGUCAUUGUUGAGAACAUGAAAUGAAGAAAAUGUAACUUAUCAAGAGAGAUGAAAGAUGCAAAAACACACACAAAUGUCACUUUUCCCUCACCGCUUUCAGACAUUUAAACAAUGAAGAGUUUUAAAAACAUUCACACGUGUUGGUAAAAAGCUUGUGUCUAGAACUGUAUUGAUAUACAUCUGUUAGUCCACAUAUUUGUUCUGAUUGCAGAUAUGAACAUUUGUGGGUUUAUUUUUCAAUAUACAGUACUCUAGGGUAAAACACAUCUUUAUAUAUACAGAAUAUAAAUGCAGAAAACACUAAAUUGCAUAUAGAAAUCACAUCAUCAUGUUAAUUGUUUGGCAGACUACAUUCAAACUUUGUUGUUAACAAUACUCACAGCACUUAAUGCAGCAAAUACAGUGUAGUACUAGCACAAAAACAACAGUAGUAAAAAUUAGACUGACAAAAAUAAGAUAUUCAGGUUUGCAAAUUUAGAUGUAAGAGCUGUCCAAGACAAUCAACAAUAUUAACAUUUUAAAUCAGUACUUACAAAGAAAGCAAUAAAGCAUUACUAAAUUACCAAAAACUUCACAAAAUCCCCCAGAUCUUUUAAAACCCUCCAGGUUCACCCCUGACAUAAAUUAUCUUUUCGUUUGGUGUACAUGAUACUGAUCCACUUCUUUGUUGUAGGUUUUUGCUCCUUGUGCCAAUGCUUGGUAAAACGUUUGUUGGCUACCAUGAGACCAAUUCUCAUAAUUUUUUGUUUAUUUUGAUCGUUAUCCGUAUCAGAUGUGUUGCCUCAGAGACACUAUUUUUCAAAUCUGGAUGGAAACUUUGACUUGUAUCAACACUCGUGAAAUUGUUCAGCCUCUAUUAAUCUCCAUGUGUCUGAGUCACGUCAGCCUCUCCAGUCUUAUCUCCCCUUAUCUCUUCAAUUCAAACAAUUAACUCUCUCAGUUCAAGGUUGUUAAACAAGUGCUUUAUUGGUGUACUUGGCCUUGUGUACACACUUAAAUCUAAUAUCCCAGAUAGAUUAAUCCAUAAAGCUGUCAAAAGUGAAGGGAGCCAAUCCCCCGAUGACCACAGCCUAGCGACAGCCCAAACACUACAGAUACACUUCUGUUGGCUGUCAAUGUAAGAGUUAAAUUUCACAUUUAUCUCAAUUAUUGCUCUGUUUAUAUAACCUGGGUUCAUUUUGAAACUUAGCUGUGUGUUUGAUCUUCAUACAAAGUGUCUUCAUUGCUAUCAGAGCUCUUCAGUAGUUUGGCGACUUUAUGUACUUUUACCUGCUUAAGGUUCAAGACAUUUGAAUUAAAGAAACCCCCAACAUUUCUAGUACCAUAUCUGUGCCCACAACCCUCCUCCCUCCUAACAGACCUGAACCCUUGCAUACUAAUUGCUCCUUCAUUACUCAAAACCACCUGCACUCUGCCAGUAGUCUGAAUAUCUUCAAAGAGAUCCCCACCCAUGUGACGUUUGUCUCUAUCUGCAUGUCAGGUCACUGCAGUUAAAAGUGAGGGGUGUGUGUGCCUUGUCAUUAGCGUCUCUCUCCUUCCUAGAAAAGAGAAAAAAAUGCACCACUCUCUUUAUUCAGCGUACACACAGACGCGCACACAUCCAAACAACGCUGCUAAAUAGAUUCUUGGCAAACACAAGCUGUGUUGACAGGAGAGAUGAGCUGCUGUUCCUGUCACAGCUUGCCGAAAGGCACAGAGCCGGGCUCGUGUUCAAAAAGCACCACCGCUGUUAAAGCCACAAAGCCAGGAGACUUGUUGCUACUGCCUCUGUCAACACACACAAACACGCACAAACACACUCACACACACACAGUCAUGCGCUCUGGUAUCAAAGGCAGCCAGGCGGGUGCUCGGGUAUUUGAACAGGUGAUUCUCAUUUACAUCUGCUGCUGACCCUGUUGGCUUCAUGCCUUUUAGGAAAUCACACUGUCAGGCGAGUCAAUCACACACGGCUGGUCUGAUGUUUCAGAGAGGAUGGACUUGUUCGAGGUUUAAUCUUGUUAAUAGGAUUUUGGUUCAGAGCCAAAAUCAGCUCAAUUCUCGGGGUUAUUUUUUGUGAAUAAGUGUAUUAGUUUACUCAAUAUUUAGUGGAUGUUGUGUGAGUGGGUUGUACAAGUGCAGUUAACCAGAGUUGCAUUAUAUAACUCAGGUGGUUCUUCAGGCCUGUCUGACAGGUUGCACUGAUGGUAAUUGUAUCGUAAAAAAGACCUGAGGUUGCACAGAACAGGGUGUGAUUACAAACCAUUUCCUCUCAAUAUCAUAUUUUUAUAAACAAGAAUGUUUUCUAUGUUAUGAGUUUUGUGGUUUUCCAAAAGGAGGUUACAAUACUGUAAACUCAUUUUUUUCCAUGAUCAAACUUAAUUAAAUUUCUUUGCAAAAUCCAACUAAAACCUCUUCAUCUAGCCUGGCCAAACAUAGUAAAUGAGUCCCCUCCAGGGUAGCUGCACCCCUUACCCUCUGUCUGAUUCUCUCCUACCAGGACCAUAAUUACUGAUGUCCUGCAAGCCCCUAACCCUGACUUCAUCCAUGAAAGGCCCAAAGCCAUUCCCCUAAUCAGAGCUGGUAUGGGGUCUGGCUCCUGUUUGGCUUCUGUGUUUAAUGUCAGGGUUAAGGAGGAUAAUCUCACUUUGAUGUGAGGUCCUUUGUGUCAUAAUAUAUGUGUCAUGUUGGUGUUUCUCGCAGUCUUGCCUUGUGGAGAAACAACAGUCCAGUGUUUGUGCUGAAGUCCACUAAUGCACUGUCUUCUUCUUCUUCUUCUUCUUCCUUUCUUGUUUUCUAAAUCUACCUCAGAGGGGCCAGGAAGGUUUCUGGAAGUCAGUGGCUCACGCUGUGCCUCGGGAGCCAACAGAUUUCCGAAUCCUCAACCCUUACUUCAUCCAAGAGGCCGCCUUCCAGUUCAUAGGCCUGCCCUUCAAUAAUGGCCUGAUGGGCAAAGGGGUAAGACUCACACACACAGGUGCUCACUUACUACAACAACAUUUUCCUCUUGAACAAUAAGCAAAAUGGAUCAGAACAUCAACUUUCACAUUGUAAUGCAAAUAUGGAUCAAUACGAACAAAAGAUAGGUGACUAAAACUGGAAAUUAGGUAUGACAAUCUUAUCAAAUCAUCCAGUAAUGAGAUUUGGAAAAAAUGAGGUGAGAAUACUGGACACGAUAUUGACAGAUAUUUCAGCAUAGAGGAAAAUCUUGAUGCGUCUUUUCGUCUGGUCGCAGUGAGCUUUGUUCACCAUUAGGGAUAGAGACUGAGUCCUGGUCUUGUUGAGAACCUGGUUAGUUGGUUGGGAGAAGUUGGUUAAAUCAGCUGCUGUGGUUCAUUUCAUCCUACUGUACUUCCAGCAGGCAUGUUAAGAGCGCACACACUUUGCAGCAAAGCUGGUUUGUUAAAAACGGUAAUCAAUCACAGAAAUCGACAGAGUUAUUAAUCUUAACAAGGUGACAAAAUAUGAUGAUGAAUUUAAGGUUGGGCCAGUAAACGACUACCAGGUAAAUGUAAAUGAAACUUGAAAUAGACUAGGCUGUUUGGAGGACUAAUUCAUUAGUUUUCUCAACAAUAUGUCACGAAUUUUACAGAGGAUGUUAUAAACUGUUGAUCAUGAAUCAAAAAGAGUCAGAUCUUUUGGACGUAGAUCAUUAACGAGACUCUGUACUAGGGCUGGGUGAUAUGGCCUGAAAUCAAUAUCAUGAUAUAUUGAGCAGUUCACCUCAAUAACGAUAAAUGGACGAUAACUUCUCCACAAGCCGCUCACAUAAACUUCAUCUACUUUAGCCGCCGCUCCAGCCGCUACAACUUUUGAACCGUCCUCCAUCUCCUCACCUGUCUUUCCAUCUUUGUUACGGACUAAACGGGGUGGAGUCACAUCUCUGACGUAGGACAGUGUCUUCAAGGGACAUGAGACCAUAGCCUACCUACACACAUCCAAAAACAACUUUUAUUUAUUUAUUUAUUUAUUUAUUUGACACCAAAUAAAUUGACAUGGGCAAAAUGACGUCGGUUAUUGCCGUAAAAAUUUCUGUAUCGGUAAAUUUUCGGUUUAUCGCCCAGCCCUGCUCUGUACUGGUAUCAAAAGUUAAAGGAUCCUUAUUACUAUUUACCGCUCAAAGGACUGUAAUCUCCAAUAGACUGUAAUUUUGAAGGUUUUCUCCACCAUGUAUCCGUAUCUCAGACAGUAGACAGGAGGCUGAAAAAGUUGACCAGCUGCUUCAGUUCUGCCCUACAGUCGUCUGUGUUUUGAUCCAAUUUAAAAAGCUGGUGUUUGCACUUAGCUUAUGAAUCAUGUCCUUCUGGGCUCGAGGUAUUGGGUCUUGAUCAGAGAACACUUAAAUGGGGGAAAAAGAGGGGAAAUUCUGGGUUGGUGACCACAACCAGAGCAGUAAAAUAUGAAGUAAUGAUCAUAGAGCUGUUGAAAUCCCACUUUCUUUCAUAUGUGUAAAUGGUUCCUCAUAAAACAGGACUGUUUCCAUUCAUUUAUCACUGGGCUGUGUGUGUGUGUGUGUGUGUUUUCUUGCUAAGCAGAGCAGAAUAUUGUGAGGGAUUUGGAGGACAUGAGGAGUGUAUCAGAGUACCUCUGCCCUCUGGGGCCACCAGAGCACCCCUGCAUGAACUCCAUUCAGCAACAUGUGUUCAACAUGUGGGCAUCUGGCCUGUGUGUGUGUCUGCGUGUUGGUCAUUUGCGCAGCGCUGUCUCAUACAAUUCAAGCUGCAGAGUUGUAUGAUUUGGCACAUUCUUCACUGCGAACACUUUCCUGUCUCCUCUGAGCAUCGGAGUUUAUGUUUAUGUAUGUGGAAAUUAAUGAAGAGCUCUAUUUGUUAUCCUCAUGUUUACGUUGAGUACGUGUGUGUGCGCGAAUGUGUGUGUAAAUUAAUCUGUAUUAGAACACGCAGUAGGGGGCUGUCCAGCUGCUGGUUCAGGUCCACCUAGCCUGAGGGCCUGCAAAUCAGGGUAAUGAUUUAAAUGGGGCCUCCCUCCACUCUUUCUUCUGCACCCACUUUUUCCUCUCCCUUGUUCUCCUGCAUCCACACGCACACAGUCUCACACACACAGACAAACACGCAGACUCUGUACCCCCCAGAUCUGUGGCAGCCCUAGGCGGUUAGGAAGCACAGUUCAACCCAGUAGAUCAAUGUGUCCUAGCAGGGGUCUGCAGGGGUCGUGUCUUCGAGGUAAUAGUUAAUCAUCGAGCGCUCAAAGUCACUUAGCAGCAGUGGAGCAGAACAAAGACAGAGGUGGACGGUAGAGGGGAGGGGGCAGAUACAUGAGAGGAAGUGGACAUCUGUCUCUGAGCCCAUGUCAGAAACCACCAGAAGUUUCAGAUUUGUCUGAAAAUGAUAACGCCACACAUGUUCGGUUCCUAUUUAUCUCUGUGUUAGUUUGAAUAAACUCUGCGUGUAUUCUCCUCUGACAGUCUGUGUCUGUUUUUCGCUGCAGAACAUUCCAACUUUGGGAACAGUUGCCAUAACGAUGGCACUGCACAACUGUGACGAGGUGGCGGUGGCCGGUUUUGGCUACGACAUGAACAUGCCCCACGCACCUCUGCACUACUAUGAGACAGUAAAGAUGUCCGCCAUUAAAGAGGUGAGUUUAUGAUUUUUACAUUUUAUAGUGGUACGCAACAUUCUGCACUGAAGAAGUAGAUAAGUGUGUGCUGUGAUAAAGGCUCUCCUUGGAUAUGAGAUCAGUUCUCACCUGCUCCAGCUGCAUAGAAAUUGUCAAAGAGUGAAAAAAACUGAAAUCUUUGACGGUAAGGGACCACCACUCUUGUGGAGGAGGUUAGGGGGAAAGGUUAACUGGCCUAAAGCCAAAAUACAUUCACUUUGUGGUGAGACGGUAAUAUUAGUCCAGGAAUUAUACAUGGACUGAACUUCUCUGAGCUUCAAAGUGUGUGUGCUUCAACAAAUAAAAUAUCACUAAAAAUAGAUCAAAUAAGUGUUAAAGCAAACAUACAACGCAAAAUGCAAAAAAACUGGAAGGUAACUUUUGUUUAAAAUAAAUACAAAUGCAUUCAGUUCUGUCUACAUCUCUUGUUAUUAGUCUAUUUAAGUGGAUCUAAAAUUUAGCACUAAAAUUUAGCACCUCUUUUCUAUCUUCUCACUUUACAGAACAACAAGCUCUGAGUUAAACUCACUUGCGAUUUAAAAGUAUCUGAAAAAAGAAAUCUAAAAAAAAUCAAAAACAUCAAAAAAAUUUCUGAGAACUGCACUGAAACUCACAGUUUGAAAUCAGUAAUUGGCCCUGAUUGAUGUGGCACUCGUUUUUCAUCAGUUGUUAUUAACGUGUUCUCAGUGAGUGAAUAAUCUUUUCCUUCAUGACUGAUUACUCUCGUCUUCAUUGGUCACUUUUCCUCCUCGUGUUUACACUGAUUCACAGUGGAACCAAAGAUGUCACUGGCACAAUGACGUUUGUAAACCAUGAGCUCAGUAUGAUGAUAACCUUUGUCUAAACUCCCAGUGAACCUUUUGGCAUUUGUCAUCAUCAUCCUCAUCAGCUCUGUCAUCCUCUCACACACACACACAUGGCUAAUUGAUGGUAAAACAUUUGGCUUUUCUGUUUGGAACAUUGAACCACCGGUAAUUUUCCAAGGCCGCACAGACGCUGAGCCGUGACUUUCUGCUGUGGAGGGUUCCCUUUCUGAUCCAGAUCGCUGUGGAACUCAUGGACCACAGUGCAAACGAUGCACAAAAAGGAUUCUAAAAUGUCACACAAUGAAAAAGCUUUAGGUCACCGUAACUCAACUCUAUCAGGCCCUCCAAUGUUGUUACUAUUCUAUCGUCCAAUAUUGUUUGAAUUGCCAACCAUUCAACAUUCAGAUGCUUACCUCUAAAAAUGGAUCACUCAGUUUCUUGAUAGUCUGCCGUUCCUCAUGUAGAGGUGUGUAUUUAAUCUUAGUGUAUGUUGGCUGCAAGGGAUACAUCUAUAGUGACCAGUCUGAGGAAGGCCACAUUUGAAAAUGUUUCAAGCAGGAAGAAAAUAACGACAAAGAGAAGAACAGGAAAAAAAAAAUAUCUGCACAUCUAUAAAAAAAAGUCAAUAAAGUUUCUUCUGCUAAAGACGCAGUUUUUUGAAAAUGUUCAGAAAUGUUCGGGAGAUUCUACUGAGGCUGUAAAAACUUAAAUGAUUUAGAAGAGUUAACAUGGUAAGGUUUAUAUGAAAGAGGAUAAGGGCCACAAGGAGAGAAAAAAAAAUUAAGGGAGGAAGAUUUUUUUAAUUUCCAUUUCGAGAUUUAAGUCAAAAUCUUGAGAUUAAAGUCGAAAAUUUUAAAGUCAAAAUGUCGAUUUUAUUCAUGUCGACUUAUCUUGAAAUUUUGACUUGAAUCUCAAUAUUCAGAUUUUUGUAAUCUCGAAAUUUCGACUUGAAUGUCAAAAUUUUGACUUUAUUGACAUAAUUUCGAUUUUUUAGUCUUGAAAUUUCGACUUUAAUCUCCUUCCUGUCAUUUUUUUUCUCUUCGUGUGGCCCUAAUCCUCUUCCGUAGGUUUAGGUGCUGAAUCUGGCCGAUCCUCAUUCUUCAUAUUCUGUAUUUAGUGAUAAAUCUUCAGGCUUAUUGUCCCUUUUUGUCCCGCUGUGGUUUAUUACAUAGUGGUAGGAGGUCUGACCCUGACAGGCUUAAAUGCUGUGGACCAGAGUGUGGCAGCUGCGGGGCUGAAACCUCCUCAAACUCUUUUCUUCUUUCUCCUUCCUGUAUGUUUCUUCCUCCAUCAUCCGCUCUCUUAGUCUCUGCAUCCCAAAGCACCACACAGGAACCGGCAGCUUAAGUUACAGGUCGGCCUGCUGGAUGGGACCCUCACAGCACAGCAGGGAGGAGAGCUAAACGUUCAAACCCACAUGUAUAGACAAUGGAAACAGAGAAAUCUAGCAGUUAGCCGCAGGUUUCAGUUCAUGAAGCAUCCUUUUGAAAGUAGAUCCUCUUGAAUGAUUGAAUGAUUUUCUUCUUAUCCCUCCACAGUCCUGGACACACAACAUAUCCAAGGAGAAGGAGUUCCUUCGUAAAUUGGUGAAGGCCAAUGUCAUUACAGACCUGACACACGGUAUCUGAGUUUACACCCACGCCACGGUCUCCCUCACUCUUCCCCAAAGGGACUACAGAACAGGAAGCGAGGGAAACGUAUGGACUCUGUGAGAAAGAACCCUCAGAUUCUGUGUGGCCUGCACACUGCUGGGUUUUUUCAUAUCGAGGAGAUUAUUUAAAAAAAAGACAGAGAGAGACAGGCGAAGAGGAGAGUGUGGAGAGAUGCACACAUGUGCCUUCUGAACCAAAGACUCCUGCUGACUGCAGCAGGUGAGCGGGCUGGAGGGGGGGAGGACUGGAUCUGCCCUGUUCCUGUCCUCAUCAAGAGACAGUCGCAGGAGAGCUCUGCAGGCCCCCGCAAUUCAACGUUUACCACUUCCACCCCACUCAACUAUCACAUGAAUGAAGAGAAAGAGCAGAGAUGACGUGCUGAAAAGCAGGAGGCUGGAUUAAGCUGGACUGACUGGAUGAGUUUGAUAAAGGGACAAAAGAGAGGAAUGAAAAGUGGAGCGUGACAGAGAGCAUGUGGGGAUGGGUGGAGUAUCAGCAGUGCCAAACGUACCUCGUUCAGAGGAGAGGUGGUGGUCCUCUCCUUGAGUUGCCUGAAUGUAUUCACUUUCCUCAGUGUAAAUAUCAAAGAUUUUUACUGUGCUUCUAAACAGGCUGCAGCAGCCCACCCCCCAUCAUCAUCACCAACCCCACCAUCCCACAACCACCAGUUGUCCAUUUGUCCAGUGACUCAUUCAUGUGUUCAUACUGCCUGUCUAGGGUCCAAAUUAAGUCUUGCCAAGCCAGUUAAUAGUAGAUUUAUCAGAGGAGGGGACUGUUACGUCAGAGUGUCUUUGGGUCUGUAAGGAGGUUUUUAUUCUGGACUUUAUGAGCCGGGUUCUGUCUCUCCCUGUUAUGCUGGAUCCACACAGAGUGUUUAUACAUGUGUGACUUUCUGCUGUUGGCUCAGUUCUCCCUGUGUGGCCGCUCACGUAAGAGGUAAGGUCACGAAAAGAAAAAAAAAAAAGAUGAAAACAGAUAAAUUAUUCAGAAGUAUUGUCAAUAAAAACUCUAAAUCAGCUUUUUUUUUUGUAAUUAUAAUUCUGCAGAUUGAACACGAAAACGAGGAGACCAUGUGUAGAAUAUUUAGUUUGAUCUAAAUUAUUUUCCUCUUUAGGGUUGUUUGUUUUUUUUCUAGUUGAGCAGCUGUGACAGGUAAACUCUGCCUCUCUCUCUGUCCUUCUUCUGCCUCUUUGUUUCUUUGUAAAUCCCUCUUCCUCUCUUUCAUUCAUUUGUUCGUGUCAUGGUACUGUCUUCAUUUCAUCAGCUGUCAGCCAUCAGGCGGUAGCACAGACGUACAGAAACAGAUUCUGUACGUCUGAUCCCUUUUCCAUCAGACUUCUGUUGCUGCAGAUUUUGUUGUUCUUCGGUAAAUGGUGAGAUCUUGGAUUGUAGAAUAUGAAUAUAUAUAUUUUUGUUUUGAGGUUAACUUUAAUUAUUUAUUUUGGUAUAGAUUCCCUAUGCUUUGGUCACAGGCAGGCCUGCUUUCUCUUGUUUCUGUUCAGAAAAAAAAAAAAAAAAUAGAUGACCAAGGUUAGUUUUUGUGUUUGAAAUCACCAUCACGUGCUUCCCAAGAGACUGCAUCAUCGUUCUGUUAGCGGCAGAAGAAGUUUGGACCCCCACUGAUGAAUUUUUCCUUCAUUGGCUCAGUGUUGAAUGUCUGUCAGCAAGAGUGAGAAAACAACUCGCUCUUUUCUGACAGAUUAUUCCAAGUUUCUUUAGAUUUCUCAAAACUGAGAUCGUCUGUAAGGUGGUCGUAUCCGUAGCACAGAUAUUAGAUUAAAAAUGCUGAUUCAUCCUCUGCAUGUUACAGAGGACGGUUGCCCCACUUUCUUUCUGAUUAAUCUUCAGUUACAUGCUUUUUGUUACACGGACAGACCUUUUGCUGCCCUCCACUUUAGAAAAAAAAAACCCAACGUGAGAAGGUCAAAAUGUGUCAUCAGUGUUGAGUUUCAUCAUGUUAUUCAUUGAAUGAGAUAAUCAGCUUUAUGAGGUCAUGGUGCAUUUCAAUACUGCUUCACCAAAGCAGGCUUUUUGUUGUUACAAUGAAUUUAAUACUCUGUCAGAUGAUGUUACUCUUCUCAGUUUCUACUUCUUCAGUUGUGCAUUUUACUGUACACAAAUACACACACACACAUAUACAUACAUGUUGGAAGAUUUGCUCCAUAUCUCUCAGUCAGUCAGUCAGUAAGCUGCUCUGUGCUUUUGUUCAGCUCUCCAUCACGCCUUUCUCAUUCACAAAAACGCUGCGAACCGGUCCUUUCAGAGCAGUUCCUCUGGCUUAGAAAGACGUGAAUGGUUUCACUUUUGAGCAAAGGUACAGGGAACAGCAGACAUUGCACUUUCACGAGGCGCUCUCAGUGCCUUACACCUCAUCACCUGGAAACUGUAGCGAGGAGUUUGACAAGUUCACCCGACAGCUCGCUCAUUCAGUCUUGAAGAGCAGCUGCAGAACCGGAGCAGUCACUCCUCAUGUCUGUGAUACACAAUCAGAACAUGUCAUUUUGUCUUAUAUGCAUUAUACUGAACCCAGGACGAUAACAUUAAGCUCCAUACUGGUGGUUUCUAAUGUUUGAGCUCAUCAGCUACAAAUACACGAGGGUGAUUGCUUCUUUUCUUUUAUGUUUUUAGGGCAAGAAAUGACAGAGUAGAUUUAUUUGUCCAUGGUUGUUGUUUUUCAGCAACAUUGCUGAAUUCAUUCCCUGAUUUUUUGGCAGCUGACUUAACACAAGGUUUGGUUUGCGAGUCACUCAGCUGGUGAAAACAGUCUUACAGUUUCAUCCUGGAGUCUGAGUAAAGGAAAGAACGGAUGUUUUUGGAGCCUGAAUCGUAUUUGUGGAGCAAAAGUCAGGAUAUUUUGCUUUCUGCUGCUAUAAAUCUAACCCUUUAGACCCCUGACUUAGUGCUAGUGCAGUGCCAAAUCAGUGGAGUACCUCUUUAAUGCUUGAAUGUUGGAAUUUCCUUGAAUGCAACAGCAGGUGGGAGUUUGAAAGGUGCCCUGUGAAACUGCAACAGAUCUAUACAUCAUGUACAGCAAAAGUUGGGUCAUUUUUUUAGACCAGCAGCUGCCUGGAUGGUAGAAACCCAAUCCAAAAUGAUUUAUUCUCAUGAUAUAUUUUGGAUAAGGGUCUUUUAAAAUGUAAAAUAUGUGCUAUUUGUAGUCCCAAAGGCUCAAACUAAAACACAACAAACCACCAGUAUGGUCUUUAAAGAUUUGAGACUGAACAGAUCCUGAGUUGGGGGGACCUCUUGGUUUUUUUUCUUGUAUUUUCCCUCUGAGGGUCUUGGGGUAACAUGAAUGCUGGAGGAGUUCAAAUGAAUUGAACCCAAACUUGCCUCUACAGAUUUCCUGUUCAUUAAAAACAGAAUGUAUUUGCUUUAAUCAUCAAUCAUACUUUUGAACCUUUAUUUUUACAUUUCUUCAUUUCCAUCAUCAGAGGGAAGUCAAAGUGGUCAAAGGUGUUACUGUUUCAUGUUUUAUAUCAAAUUCUAAAUGGCUUUCUGCGACACAAUAAAUACGUUUGUAAUGGAUAUUUGCCUGUGCAUGUUGUUUGCAUCUUUUGAUUGCUUCUGUGGAGCAAAUGGAUGUUUUCACAGCUCAACAGUGUUUAUUUCAUUUUUUUAAUGUGUCUUUUUGUAUAUAAGUAUCUGUACACUGUGAAUUUUCAGUAUAUAUAGUAAAUAUUUUUGACGUAUUUAGUCGACUUUCUGUGUUAUCUUGACAGACAUCUUUCCUAUUAGCAUUAAAGGCACAGCAUUAACUCUGGUGCCAGAAACUAGCAUCCUUAAAGUUUAAGAAACCAUAUGUAUACGUCUGUGGGUCACUUAGGGUUGUCUCAGAGGACACAAGCUGCAGAGCACAUAAGAUGAAGGAGGGAUGAAGAGGAAAGCAAAGACAAGGGGGUUUCUUAUUCCGCUCUGCACUUGUCUACCUGCUGUGUCAGGAAUCAGUGUUCCUGAUCCUGAAUCCACCGUGCUGUCUCCUCUUCUCCAGACUCUCACUUUUCUCCCGCAGCUGUUCUUAUCUUUUUCUGUUCCCAUCUCUGUCCGGUGUGUCUUUCUCUUCAGUUGCUCAGCCCUGAGGCAGAUCCUGUUUCAUUGCUGUUUCCAUGAGGGACCCAUUUGAAACCUGUUGCACACACACACAAUAAACAGAUAUUCAGCUGCA
This is a messenger RNA of Xyrichtys novacula (pearly razorfish), 46306 nucleotides long. NCBI's taxonomy places the organism in Eukaryota, Metazoa, Chordata, Actinopteri, Labriformes, Labridae. The record is from the annotation of a GenBank genome assembly.